CUUUUCCAAAGGCCCAAUGGCCUUGCCCCUUUGGGAGAUUGACUAGGGUCACAUGGUCUCACUCAUGGGCAGGUAACUUAGGAAGAAGAGGAGAAGAAAAAGAUUUUUUCCCCCUCCUUGAUUAACCAAAGCUGGGUUUCCUGCCAUGAUGUCAGAAGGAGAGAAGCCUACCGCUUGUUAAUUUCAUCCCCCAGUCUGACCUAGGAAGUAAGAGAAGCACCUCAUCAAGGAAGGUACAACUGCAAAACAGAAUCUCUCCUUAAAUAAUUUAUUUUGGUCUUAGCUACCUCUCCCUGCCCCCCUUCCCCAUAGUUCUGGCUCUUCUAAUAUUGUCCUUUUUAAUCUCCACUUUGAUCACUUGGAGGAAAGGGGCAACCCUUUAUUUGUGGGGGUUUGUGUUGGGUUUGUUUUAUACUCGAUCUCUCUCUCUCUUUCUCUCCCUUAUUUUUUUCCCUUUGUUUUGUUGUUCUUUUGUUUUUUACCUCUGCUUUUGAUUGUAGCUGUUUCCCCCCCUGUGGUCAUGACGGCUGCUUCUCCGCACAGUGACUCUCUGGUGGUCUUGUUUGGGGCAACAGCUGGUGCAUAUGGGGCUAAGCUGGGUUCCGAUGAGAGGGAACUAAUUCUCUUGGUGUGGCAAGUUGUGGAUCUACACAGCAAGAAGGUAUGGCUUCCCAAACUCUUGGUACAAAGUUGGGUGACGUGCAAAAAGGAAAUGAGAAAACAGCAAAUGCAGACCUACCCAAACUUGCCUGAGAGUAACAUUCCCUCUCUUCCCCCCCCCCUCCACUCCAAAGCUGAGAAGGGCUAAGUAUCCCUCUUCUCCAAAAAUCUCCGUAGGUGGGGGAGCAACUUGAAUAGUUUGACCACCUACAUACAUACACAUAUGCACUCUUAUGAAAUGGGGAACUCACUUGCUUCAAAAUUGUCCUUAAAAUUGAUUGAUGGAGGGGAAAAUCUAGACUACAAAAGUGUUAUCUCCCCCACUCCAGCUAAUUUUUAUCUGUUAGGCUUUAAAUGCCAAAAGCUUUUGCUUCUUCUAGAAGUUGAGCCUUUUCCUCAUUUGGGGUAUUUGGUGUGUGUUGUGUAUUUUUUUAUUUUAUUUUAAAUCAGGCCUGCAUGUUGCUUCUGGGACCUAUCGCUUUAUAUGGGAAUCGAACCCAGGGAGGGGGACUUUCUGUGUGCAUUAAGAGCAACUUGGUCAAAUCUCAUUCCCUCCCCGCCUUCAUUCUUACACCCUAUGUCAAAUAUUAAUAGCUAUUUAACAAGCAAAAAAGCUGCCCAGUUGUCAAUAUGGCUGAGCCCCUUAAUGAGAGUGUUGCAGGGUGACCUGAUUGCCCAUGAAAACCAGCCAGUUCUGAUGGGAUAAACAUAACUCCUCUCAUCAGGAUUAUAUAAGAAUUGCAGCCAAGUCCCUUUUUCAGGGGAAGGGAGCAAGUCUCCCGAGGAAGAGAGCAACCAAGGAGUGAACAAAAUCUUGGAUUUUGUGAAAUUGGCAAAAUCUAACCUUUUUAAAGAAAUUAUAAGGCAGAUUCCCUUAAACCAUUGUGCUUUUCUUUUAACACACAUGCAUGUGUGCAUACCACCCUGUUCCAUUUUCUUACUUUUUCUUCUCCCUCCAACCCCCCCCCCCCAUUCCCACUUUGUUAAAUAUUUUCAGUUAGGGACGCUGCACAAAUGCUUGGUGAAGGCCGACAAUUUGGAGCUGAGCGAUGAAUGUGGAGAGGUGACGGGCUUAACCCCUGAAGGCCUGAGCAAAGCUGAGCCACUGGAUCGAGUUCUCCAGCAGGUGAGGGCAGCUGAGGGUUAAUGUUAAUGCAGAGAGCAGGAUUCUGACUGAUGCAACAAGGCAAAUAGACUUGCUUUUGACUUUCGCUUUGAAAUCCACUCUGCGGACCAGUUAUUCACAGCAGCAAUAUUGCAAGCAUGGUUUGUCCUGCCAGUAAGGCCUGCUCUGUUUAUUCACCACAUGCUUGCACAUUUCUGAUUAUUGUCUCCAGUGACUUCUAGCUGAACGAUGACAAGUAUUGAAUCUGGUGCUGUUAAUAACCAGAGUGUUCGCCAUGAGAGCCAGGAAGUCCCAGGUUGUAAUUUCACCUUUGCCUUGAAUUCCCUAAAUGGCCUUAGACCAUCUGUACCCCCACCCCAAAAAUAACUACUACGCUUAUGUGUUAACACACUCUGAAAUCUCAGAUGUGGUGUCUAAACGCAAAGUAUAAUGUUGACUAUAACCUGAGGUUAUUUGGUCUGCAGUGGCUCAUUCAAACAUGCCACUCGGUGCUUGAUGUUGCCCUCAUCCAGGGACAAAUGUGAACUCGCCAUGGGAAUUUGUGUAUGGGUGACAUAUUCUGGCAGCUUUGGUUUUGAAAGCCUCUUGACAAAAGUGCAGUAGCACACAGGUCUAAAUCACAGAUUGCUUGUACAGCCAGGUUAGCCCUCUUAAUGCAAUGUGGUACGGCUGUUCCUAUGGGCUUUGGGCAGUGAUGUAGUCUGGACAUGACACUUUAAAUGCUGAUCUACUUGUCCAGUAAAAAUAAAAUAAAGAAAACAAUAAAUGAUGGAGCCUCAAGAGCCUCUUUUCCCCAAAUAACAAAGAGAAAUUGAAUAGAGAAAUAUUUAAAUAGGAUCCCUAAUGGGGUUCAGGUGAAACUGAGGAUGAUGGGGGGUGUGGAAUUAUUCUGAAUAUGGUAAAAAGACAGAAAGUUGUCACCAACAGGGCCGUGCCUGUACACAACUUGGACAGCAAGCCGAACUGGUUUGUUAAUGUAAUAAGUUAGGGAAAACAACUGGUAACGCUGAGGGUGGGGGGCCGGAGUAUGUUGUCUUUUAAGCAGUCCCACCAUUAGCCCAUUGCCAUGAAGAAACAUUUCACAUGAGGGAAAGGAAGGGGUGUUUUAAGGGGAUAGUUGUCUUUAGAAAUACUUGAAUGUGCCCUUCACAGCUUCUGCAAAGCCAGUGAGGUGCAGGGGGCCAGAGUACAGCUCUCUGUCUGGGGAGAUGACUCCCACCACCACAAAGUUCACUGGGUGACCUUGGGCCACACGCUUUCUCUCAGGCUGACCUGGGAGCUAGUUAUUACAGGGAUGGUGUGAAGGUAAAAGUGGGUGGGAAAGCUUUGCAUGCUACCCUGAACUCCUGGGAUGAAACUUUGGAUAAAACUGUAUUUUUAUCCAAAUACAGUUGGAUUUUUUAUUGGGGGGGGUACUCUGUCCCUGAGUGCAGAAUUGGCUGCCCUCCAUAUGUUGUGGACUACCAACUCUCACCUGCCUGCUAUGCUGGCUGGGGCUGGUAGGAGUUGGUAGCCCCAAACAUGUGUAGGGCACCAGGUUGAGGAAGCCUGAUAUAUAAUACUUUAUGUAUUCUUUUAAGCAGUUCUGUAAAGGAAGGGUAGACUGAAGGGCAGGGAGUUUGCCCACACAUUCAGAUUUACUCAACGAGUUCUGUGGGAUUUGAACAUGGAUGUAACUAUCUAGCUCUGUUUUCUUACAUUUUCAUCCCAUCUUUCUCCAACCUCGAGGCCCAAUGCAGCAUACAUGGAGGUCCUGGGUAGUCUCCUAUCCAUGCCCUGGCCAGAUCCAGACCUGCUUAACUUCAGCAAGGUGGUGGCCAAACUCAUAUAUAUUCUCCAUGCAGGGACAGUUUUCCAUCUAGGGGGAAAGGCUUGGGGCAUUAAGACUUUUCUUUCGUCCUGAAAUUAGUUGUAUAUGGAGUUCAUGAGUGGUACAGUUCUGUGCAUUCUCUCCCCCCACGCUCCCCAGUACCCAGCCAAACUGCAGCAUCACGUACUGUCCUUUCUGUAUGUUGCUGUUAAUGUGGCGAGAGAGUUUGUUGAUUCACUUUUCAAAACAUCCAAAGGUGUUUUGCCUUUACUUUUUCAUAUAUGUGUAUGUGUGGGUCUUAUGCUUUUGAGCAACUUGGAGUCAAAUGGAAAAAUACAACGCCAUAGCUUUUUUUUGGAAUGUAUGGAACUGGUUCUUCAUAUCUCAUUAGAAUUGCUGGUUGAGUGUGUUUGUGGGGAAAACUUGCUUAGGCUGUGGAACAGGUUAGUGUGUUGCCACUUCUGGUGACAGGGAUCAGCCCAGUAAGUAAUGAGCAAUGUAUUUCGGUGUUGCUGUGAUUUUGCCCUACAUUGAAUCAUCCUUAGUUUUAAUUAUGAGUACAGCAGACUCUGGGUAGGGCAGGGGGAAUGAAGUAUUUUUGCAAAAGAAAUCAUUAGGCGUGGUGUAUCCUCCCCCCCCCCCUUCUCCUCUCUUUGCUCUCCCCGGGUAGAUUUCAUGCAAGACCAGUUAAGACUGUAAAGUGACUUUUCAGUAGUUUGGAAAUAGCUCUGAGACAAACGUUACAUACUGCAAGUUCAAUCUUGUCCUUCGUCUUGCAGCCAAAGACAUCUGGAACAGCUUAGCUAAGUACACUUCGUUGUUCAUCUUUUUUUUAAAAAGUGACACACUAUAAUUAUGCUCAAUACUUCUAUGUGAUUGUGUCCUAUCAUCACAAAUUGCAAGUUAGAUGUAGCUACUGCAGCCCAUGCACAGAGGACAUGCUACUGCCUCUGUCUAGGUGUGGUCGAUGCUUCUUGGUCAAAUGAAGGAGGAUGCCUUGGGUGAGGCAGAGAAUUUUGAGUUAAAGGAUAUCCACCUGAAACUCUCACUGGUUCUUAGAAAUCUCGCCUCUAUAUCUUGUCCUGUUUUAAGACACAGCAAUUUGAACAUUUAUUUGAACUAAGGAAUCUUCUAGUCCUCAAGACCCGAAAGCAUGGUUUCAGUGUUCCAUCAAUGCUACAAUUCAGAUGUGGUGCAUUUCAGCCCAUGCUAGUUCCUGCUGGCCCAUGCAGCUGAUGGAACCAGGGCUGCCCGUUUGGUUCCCCAUAGUGACUUAUCCUCCGAUUAUUUAUAGAAGAAAACUUGUAAUAUUCCAAUCCUCACUGUCCCACCACUACCAACCCUCUCUCUUGCUGUCACACCUUGCUGAAAGUUCUGCUCCUCCUCCUUAAAGCCUUUUGUUUACUCUGUGGUCACUGGUCUUCCACCAACUUUAAAAGCCAGCAGGGUGUGUUCUUGUUAAGAGAAAUACUAGAAAAGGCAUCUUGUAGGACAACUUGCCUUAUCAAUUACGAAAUGUACCUUGGCAGCUGUGGUGUGUGAAAUGGCCUUGCAGCAUGCACAUACAUUUGCAAGGGUAUUGCAGAUAAGUUGCGCCCACACCCCACUCUUAGGUUUAACUUAUAAAGGCUCUGAAGAGGAAGUUGAAUCCUGAAAAACAGCAAAUCAAGGAAAACUAAAUUGGUGCCAUUUCCUAAAUACACACACACACACACACACACACACACACUGGAAGCCAAAAAUGGGUGAUUUACCCCCCAAAAAAUAGGGAUUAUGCCUGCUAAAGUGGGGCACUUGGGGUGUUUGUGUGCUUGGGGAAAAGUGGGGGCUACAGUACAGUGGUACCUCGGGUUAAGUACUUAAUUCAUUCCGGAGGUCCAUACUUAACCUGAAACUGUUCUUAACCUGAAGCACCACUUUAGCUAAUGGGGCCUCCUGCUGCUGCCGCGCCGCCGGAGCACGAUUUCUGUUCUCAUCCUGAAGCAAAGUUCAUAACCUGAAGCACUGUUUCUGGGUUAGCGGAGUCUGUAACCUGAAGCAUAUGUAACCUGAAGCGUAUGUAACCCGAGGUACCACUGUAUUGAACUUGGGGAGCUGCCACUGAGCCCACACCCUUUAAAAUUGCAGAAAUAAGCUGGAAAUGCAAGGAGAUUGUUACUUUUGAGCUAACUACAUAUAAAUAUAUUCACUCCCAGUGAUUUAAAACAUUCUGUUAAGUAUCCUGUGCAAUUGAGGUUCAGAAGUUCAGUCUUGCUUAGCAGAACUUACAAAGCUGCCUUAUCAGAACACAGAUCCAUCUGGUAGUGGCAGCAGAACUCUGGGAUUUCAGACAGGGAUCUUCCCCAGAUCUCCCUGGAGUUGCUAGGGAUUGAACCUGGGACCAUGUCCAUGCAUAGCAGAUGCUCUGCCACUGAGCUGUGGCUCUUCACAGAUUUGAGCAGGGAAUCAAGAAAGAUUUCAGUAGAUGGGGGUGAGAAUCCCAUGCAAAUAUAGAGCAGCAGUUGACUAACCUGAACCCAGAUGUUGAUGACCUACAAAGCCCAUGAAUUCAGACCAUUGAGCAUGCUAUCUGAGGUUGAUGGGAGUUUGCCCAGUGACAUCUAGACAGCAAUGUUUCCUUCCUCUUUGUCUUGACCUUCUUAUAGAAAAUAGCACUGUUUCAGAGUCAGAAGAUCAGCAACCUGUUUGAAGCAUAGGAAGCUGCCUUGAUCCUGAGUUGGCCCAUUAGUCCAUCUUUCUUAGGUCAAUUCUAGACAACCUGCUUAUUGAGCAGUAAUCAAACUCCCAACAACCCCAGCCAGCAUGGCCAAUGAACAAGUUGUCCAGCAACAGUUUUGGUGUGCUUGAGUCCAGUCUUUCCCCAUGCACAUUAAGUUGUAUCCAAUUACAUUCUACUCAGUUUACCCAUUGAAAUUCAUUGGCCUUAGUCCUGCCCAUCAAUUCCAACAGGUCUACUCUUGAGUAAAACAUAGUUGGAGACCAUUGAUGGUACACAAAUAUAACAUGUUCACAAUAUGAUUGAUUGUGAGUUUUAGAAGUCUUUAUUCUAGCUCAAACUUUUAUUGAUAGUUCUCUUUGCUUAGUCCUGAUUUAAACUCAAGUUGCAGGGCUAGCUUUGCAUUAUCUUAUUUUGUUAAAAAAAAAAAAUCUGAGUCCUUGAAGAUCAAAGGGAACCUUCACAUAGCUGAAAAGCCAUGUGCAUAGCUUGUUCAGUAUGGAUCUAAGUAUUUGGUUAAGUCCACAGGGACAAUUGCUUAUAGCUGCUGCAGCAAACACAAGGUAAGGUCUUUGACAUGUGUAGACACUGAUAGCUCUGUCUGCAAGCCCUCUGGCAGGGAUAUUUGAUUCUUUUUGACUGACUUGGAAGCAACCUGGAUGAAUAGGCUGAUCUCCUGGGGGGCAUAUUUUACACCUCUCUUAUCUCCUCUCUUUCACUCAUUCUAUCCUUAGAUUGCAAGAAGAAGUGUGUGAAACAUGAAUGUCAUCAUCAGUUUUUCUUUUGGCCUUUGUCCCUCAUUUGUUGUAGGGGAUCCAGGUCCCAAUUUCCUUAAUAGUGUGCACCAUGCAUGUGUAUGGCAUUUCCACAGUUCCAUAAGCAAAUGUAUAUAGGUCAUGUCUACAAGGAACUAAAAUGUUUUCCUUCCAUCUGUUAUGAGGUUGGAUGCAUUGGCAUUUGGUUAUCUGUUGUUGUAAUAAUGGUUUUCCGUGCUGUGUGUCCUGAGCUACUGCUAUCCCUGAGUAUGUGAAAGAUGACUCUUGGCUCAAGAGAGUGCAGGAAAAAGUGCGCAACAUUUUGUGAUAUUUGUUGGGUCAAUAUUUCCCUGCUUCACAGCCAGAGGUGUCUCAUAAUCAAUGUCUAAGUGCCAAUCAAAGGCCGUUCAGACAUCUUUGUAUUGUGUGUUUGUGAUGUUUUGUGCUAAUUAUGGUAUUGGGGCCAUUACAUGUGAUCUCACUUUCAAUACUAUAUGUUUGAGAUGGUUUUCAAUCAAUCCAUACCUUGAAAAUUCCUGCUGAAAUCCUGUAUAUAUUUUUUCUUGUAUGUGCUGUGCUGGUGGGUAUUCUUCUCACUUUUAUUGUGCUAUAAUGCCUCUCUGGACAGCAGUAAUGCAGUAGUAUUCAAGAAGCAUGAUGUGCAGACAGUCCAGUAUAAAUCUCUCACUAAUGUAUUCUUAUUGCAUCAAUGACAUGUUGCAGAAUAUACCUGCAAACAAAUUGGAGGGGCGCUAAGUCUUGUCUCUUAGUUGCUGUAUUUGACAGUACAUUCUGCACGCAUCCCCUGCAUGAUAGCCUUGAAUCAAUGUCUUAUUUCCCCUGACAACUACACUUCUUUGAGCUUGGAAUUCUCAUGGAGAUUCUAAUGUACUCUGACCCCAGGGCACCUCCAGGCAACAGUUAUGCUCAUUCAUAUAAGGCAGAGGUUUUCACCCUUUUUGAGUCCAUGGCUCCCUUGACCAACUCCAUUCUUUCUGCAGCACCCCUGUGGGGUUCAAGAGCCUAGUUAUGUCACCCCUUGCCUGCAGAGCUGGCAGCCUCUAAUCCUUUUUCAGACACCCUCCCUGCUGCUGCCCCUAGUCUCUGAGCUGUCUCCUCCCCACCUUGCCCCAAAGAGAGGUGCCUCUUCACACUGCCACACCGGAGCCUUGGAAGAUGAUGCCCCCAGCCUUAGUGGCCCAAUGGAGACUGGCCAAAGGUGUAUGUGAGGCCAGCACCUUACCUUGGGAGGCAGCAGCAGGUGCUGCAGGGCCUGCAUGGUGAAAAGGCUUCCCUUCAGCACCGAGCACUCAGCUCCCAGGCAGGCCUUGCACACAGCAAGCACAAGAAAGGCCAACACAACGCCUGCCUGCCCAGUCUGUCCAUUCCCAACAGCAAGGGUUGGCGGACUGGCUGGCUUGGCUAUCUUGCCUGCUUGUUUGCUUUGAGGCUGCCUCAGCUGCUGGCAACCAGCACCCCCUGACCAGCCACAGAGGCACCAUUCACUUGUAGCCAGGGCUGCUGCAACAAAUAGCUGUGCAAGCCUUUGGGCAGCAGAGACACAAGAGGGCAUCAGAGGAGGGAGGGAAAGAAAAAAAAGAGGUACAGAGACCAGUGUUGCCUGCAGCACCCCUGAACAUCAUUCAAGGCACCCCAGGGUGCCAUGGGUUGAAAACCACUAAUAUAAGGCCCUGUCAGCACUAUACAUUUAAAUCAGCAUCAUACCACUGUAAACAGUCAUGGUUUCCCCCCAAAGAAUCCUGGGAACUGUAAUUUAAGGGUGGUGGAAGGUGUUAGGAGACCCCUAUUCCCCUCCCAGAGCUAUAGACUAGCUUAAUCAAUCUUCUCAGGGAAAUUGGAAAUGUUCCCUAAGGGGAACUGGAGGCUCCUAACAGCACUCAGCACCAAUUCAGAUAGGAAAUCUUGCUGGUUGGUUUGGUGCUGCACUUGUUCUAGAUUACUACCAGAAUUGUUUUUACAAGAAGAAACUGUUGUAUCCAAUUUAGUAACGGCAUAAUAAUACAGGAGCAAAGGAAAGUUUUCUGCAAUGCUUGAAAGGAGCUUUGAGGGUGCUCAGGUCCUGGUUCUUGGUAUGUGUCAGAAUACAAGGACCUUUUUCCAUUUGUGAAAUUUUAGCAGGCAUGAUGCUUCCACUGAUUCCCAUCAGCAGAUGGAAUCUGUCUUUAUUCUUUCAGACUAGUUUGGUUCCUGGUGUAUUUGCUCUUAGUAGGGGAAAACAAAUUUCAAAAUAUGAUCUCUUCUUCCAAUGCCUAGUGGGAACUCUUCUUCAUUUAAAUUGCAAGGAACAUCAUGUUUCCUUUGAUAUUCUGAAAAGGCACUGGUAAUACAUAAAAUGUAACAUGCUGGAAGGCAGGUCAUUUAGCAAACUAAAAUUAUUCAGCUGGUUGACAGGCUUGUUAUUACUUUGCUUUUUUUAUUGGGCUUCUUACCUGCCUUUUACCACAAGGUCCCAGGGUGUGUUGCCACAAUAUAAAAAUGCAACAUUAAAAUCUGUUGAAAGGAGCCGGAGGCUGUAGUCCUGCAGUCCAGGAAGGCUGUAACCCCUUAAAAUAUCUGGAGAAUGUGAUUUUGGGGGUAACUUAUUUAUUUAUUUAACAAGACUGAUAUACAGUACCAUGUAAUCAACCACAACUUCUAAGAGGUUUCCAUAAAACGGUAGAAAAUAUUCAUAAGAAAACACUGAUGAUAAAAUAAAACUUUAAAAGCAAAUAGACUUAAAAUUUAUGAAAAGAUGGGUGAAAUCACCAGUUUCAAAACAAAUAUUCAUAAGCAAAUCACAUGUGUAAGUAGGUUUGCCUAAACAAAUACGUUUUUAGCAAGCACUGGAGGCACCUGCCUAAUAUCUGUGGGAAGGGUAUUCCAGAGAGUAGGCGCUGCUGCUACACAGAAGAAUCGAUUCCUUGCAAGUGCAGAAUGAUCAUUAUGUUGGUUCCACAGAUCAAAUGGGCAAAUGUUGGAUGAGGUGAUCCUUCAAGUGAACUGGUCCCAAGCUUUAUAUACAAACAGUAACACCUUGCAUUUGGCCCUACAAGGGAACUUGUGGUGGUAAAGCACUCUGGGUGAAUGCAGCACAGUGCCAUGCACGAACUGACAGUUCAGGAAGGCUCUUAAGAGCAGGGCCUAGGUUGACUUCGGGGCAUUCAUGUCUGGUCCUGCAGAUGAGUGAGAGGCGUUGGCUCUUGGUAGCCGAAGAACAGAGGCAUCACUUUUCUCAACAUCUGUAGUCGAGUGAAGUCAGCAGAAAAUGGGCUGCAUGUUUUCAACUUAAAAAAAUAAAAGAGGGGUUUGGAAAGGACACAAGGGAAGAUUACAGCCCUAAGAUUCCUUCAGUCUGAUUAACAGGUUGCAAUUUUGUUUCAGGGGAAACCUGUUCUGCAGCCUUUUCCUCCUUCCUCUACCACCCCCCACCCCACCUUCACCAUUUGAUGGCAAGGGGCGUGUCCCUUUUCUACCUCUUUAUAUGGCCUUGCAAACCAUCUUGAUUUUAUUCCACUUUUUUAAAAAAGGGGAGGAGUGCGGAAGGAAUUAUUGCAAUAAUGCAUCAGGGGUGGAGGUUGGGAGUAUUUCUGUCUCAUUGCAGGAGUUUUCCUUUCUUUGAUAUGCACCUUUGGCCCCAUUUGAAAAAGUGAUCAGGAAAGCUGAUUCAGUAGGAUUCCUUCCAAUUUGAAGAAUUAAUUUGGUGUGGACGAAAAUGCUGCUUAGCCACUCCUCUGCAGUGUAUGGAGGACUGAGACCUGCCUGUGUGUUUGUGUGUGUAAAAGUACUACAGUGGUACCUCAGGUUACAGACGCUUCAGGUUACAGACUCUGCUAACCCAGAAAUAUUACCUCAGGUUAAGAACUUUGCUUCAGGAUGAGAACAGAAAUCGUGUGGCGGCGGUGCAGCAGCAGUGGGAGGCCCCAUUAGCUAAAGUGGUGCUUCAGGUUAAGAACAGUUUCAGGUUAAGAACGGACCUCUGGAAUGAAUUAAGUUCAUAACCAGAGGUACCACUGCAUACAAAAGUAGUGUGUACAUUUGUUGCUCCACCCACUUUUGCCUCUGGCCCCGCCCAUGUGUUCCUGGGAAGGUUUGCUUCUGGGAAGGUUCCUGGGAACACUUGCAUGUGUUCCUUGAAAGGUUUGCUCAGAAGGAAAUGCUGACCACAUGGGCUGGGAAAGAUUCCUCACUCCUGCUCUCCCGACCCCCUUUUUCUUUUGCCUGAAAUGUUCCCCUGCCCUUUAGAAGCAGUGACAGAAAGGCACAGGGCUUUGCCACCAGCUGCAUAUUUAAUACAUUGCAUGCCUUUAAAAUGCAAACCAAACCUGCGAGUUGCUAGGGUAAACUUUGGUUUUGCUGCAGAAGAGGAUGCAGGUCUGGUGGUGGAUGGGAGGUAUUAACAGUCCCUCACCAGCAUGCCUGUCAGGUGUUUACCUUUUCUUUGGAGCCAGCCAGUGUUUCUUCCACAGGGCAUGUGGAACUGAAAUGGCACUGGACUUGGGGUUUGAUGGAGUAUGGUUCUGUUUCCUUCUCUGAUUUAACUGGGUGUCAGUCAACACUUGUCAGGUGUUCAUCUGUGGUGGUUGAUGCCCACUGAGACUGGUAGUGGCAAAACGUCCUGGGCCGGUCCUGCCCCAGGAUCCCCCUCCGCUGCCCCCAAUCUGCAUGAGUUAAGUCCAAAGGCUGCAUAGAAUCAGGUCAAGGUCUGUAGGUUCUUUCUCUGUCUCCCACCUCGUAAUAGCAGAUCAGGGAGGGUGCAUUAAUUAUAUGGGUGUGCUGGAUUUUGACUGACGGAUUUGCUUGGUUGCACUUAUUUGCCAGUUUUCUGCCAAGGCACCCGAGGCUAUUUACAAUAUUAGGAUAAACAAAUCAUACAAAAUAUUCUCAGGGCAACUUCAGGAGCUGCUGGCACAAGCUCCGUGGUCUGGGCUUUAUGUCUUCUGCAUUUCCCCCAUGGCCUGCAGGUCUUAAUAUCCUCAGAUGGGGACAGGGAUAGGCAACCCCAACAGUUCUCUCAAUAGCUGAUGAGAACCACAGACAGGGGGAGUGCUGUUGUGCUUGGGUCCUGCUUGCAGGUUUCAUAUUAUGGCAUCUGAGUGGUCACUGUGAGAACAGGGGGCUGGACGGGGUGAGCUACUGUUUUGAUGCAGUGGAGCUUUUCUUAGGUGCUUAUGAUUCUUCUGCAGAAGUUAGGUUUUCAGAUAUAUUAGUAGUAGUUAUUUAUUUAUUUUGCGCCUCUUUCUUGGUAGCAUCCAUUUCUCUUUUGCAUCAAGAUUACCUGCCCCUUUACCUUUCCUAGGGUCAGUCUGCAUACUAUUUAGUUCCACUUCAUUCCAGUCAGCUUUCUUCUGAAGUAUUGCCAAAAAUAGUGUGCGCUCUUGAAAAAUUCCAUUAAAAGAUUCAAAUUUCCAGAAGUGGCACUUUCUUAAUUUUUGUUGCUGCAAAAAAAAGAACUGAAGAGAAGACCAGAGUCUUGUCACUGUGCUGGCUGAAUUUGAUGGGAAUUGUAGUCAAAACAGGUUGGCAAAUGCUGAAGUUAAGCUUUGCAAGAGUUCAAAUGGAUGGCUUUUAAAAUUGGUAGUUGGAGAACAAAGAUGGCUUCACUCAGUUAUCUGGCCUUCAACAUAGCAAUGUAACAUGAUUUAAUGGGUCAAAUGCAUUUCAGAAAUAUUUCCUACAAUAAUUAUUUAGCUGUGUGCUAGGUGCUGUAUGGAACAAAUAUACAAUGCAACUUCUCCAUAUUGAUAACCCUGUCAAUGGGAGAGUAAUCUGAAGGAGUGCAUAAAAUAAAAUGCCUGGUGCACCAUUUUUAAUUUGGUGGACUACUGAAUCAUGUUGAUUCACCUGGCUAGGGGAUGGUGUGUCUCUGUGUGUCUGUGUCUGUGUCUGUGUGUCUGUCAAGGGAGCAAAAGCUGUAGCUCAGUGGAAGAACAUCUGCUUUGUAUGCAAAAGAUUCUAGGUUCAAUCCCCAGCAUCUCUAGUUGGGGCUGGGAAAGACUUGAUUCUGAAACCCUAGAGUCUUUGGGGAACCUUUGGCUCUCCAGAUACUGCUGAACUACAACCUCCAUCAUCCCUGGUGGGAACUGUAAUUCAGCAACACAGAUAGAGGGUCGAAGGGUUCUCAUCCAUGCCCCAGAGAGCUGUUGCCAGUUAGUGCAGGUAGAUACUGAGCUAGAGGGACUCAGUUCUUGAUCUCACUUCUUCAGUGGCAGUGCCCUAUUGCUAAGCAUGAAAAAGUACUUUUGUACUUGAAUUAUCAGUGAUCAUUAAAAUAGAAUCCCAGAGUCCGCUUUACUGUUUCAUGCCUGAAAUGGGUCUCCACUUGGUGUCCAUCCCACCACAAGCAAUUUCUCUGUCACAUCCUAUAAAACAAGCACCUCUCUUCGUUUUCAUCCUCUAAAGUGUCAGAGAAUACAAAAACACAUGCACUCCUCUAAUGCAGUAGUUACCUAGGAUCGCAUCUGAGGUCUGAUGUGCCAUCACUGGUUUCUUCUACUUUUGCCAGGAAAAGGUUUACCCUGUUCUUUGCCUUAAAAGUAGCAUUAUUUCCCCCUCCCCUGCUUUCUGCAUUUUGCAUUUACUUGUGCCAAGGCCUAGGUGACAGCACUGAUGCAUCCAUGUGCAUAAUAAAUGUGCAGAAACUGAAAACCAGGUGGAAGUUUCAGAUAUGUUGAGAUGAGUCUGCAGAAAAAGGUGCUCUUUAUUCUAAAGUUAGCACCACGCAUGCCAUGGAGGGGGGGGGAGCAUACUUGAUAUCUGAUGUGGAUUUUUUUAUAAGAAGUAUAUGUACACCAGCCUUGCCCCUGCUGGUGGGAGUUGUAGCCCAAAGCACCAGGAAGGCUGGUGUGCACAGUUUCCCCCAGCUCUGCAGCUAUUGUUUAGCCUUCCUCCUGAUUGGUCCAGUUGUGCAGUACAAACAGUGAAAGAGUGUUGGGUAAAUACAACGGGAGCAUGCUUUGCAAUCAAUAGAGCAAGUGCUAAAGAUCACGUUGCUUAGGAAAGCUUGUCCUUGGAAUGGGGGGAGAGAAAGAGAGAGAGAAGGCAAGAGGAAAACUAAACACUAACAGCACACUGCAAUGCCCACCAUCGUUGGUUUGUUUUUUACUGACUCAGUCUAUCUGUGUGAAUGUGUGAAUUCUUAACAAGUGUUGCUUUUUAGAAAUAGCUUUGGAAAUAGUUAUUGUAGUUCACUGUCUACAACUAAGCUUAGGUAAGAGUUGAGGCUGCACUUGUUGUCAUACAAGAGAUACCUAAGGCGUCUCUUCUCUCUUCCCACCCCCUUUAAUGCAACCACAGAGAGGGCUCUGAAUCUGAUGGGAUCAGUAAUGCAAAGAGGAGGAUGCCUUAGGGCCCCUCCAAAUUGGAGGUGUGUUGGGAGUUUUUGCAGCUGCCUUCUGCAACAUGUCAUUAAUGAAAUGCUCACUCCAGCAGCACAAAUACUAGAAUUGGAAUGAUACGAGAAGAUGAGCAUGGCCCCUACGCAAAUUUGUCCCACAUUUUAAAAAUUAAAUAAAGGGGGGGGGACACCCAACAUGUUGUUAAUUAAAUAGUAUUGUAUUUAUGCUGAAUGGUCCACACAUCAUUAUUGCCAUCUAGAGGAACCACAAAAGUGGGACAGAAAACCAAAUUGAGAGCAUUUAUGGUGUGAAAGGUUGCAGGAUUUUUACAGAAAACAUCAGCGCACAAACGUAUUACAAGUGAAACACUAUGCCCACCCUGAAAUUUUCCACACCAGUUUGGUGAUUAUUAGUUUUUUGUUAGCAUUUUGGUGUGUGUUUCUCCUAAAUUUGUGUCUGCUACUUUUCUUAACACAAUGCAUUUAAAGAUUUUCAUAAAAAAAAUAUUUUUACACUUUCCCCUAAUGCAAAGGGGGCUAGCUUAUGCCCCCCCCAUGACAUAUGCUGUUUAUCCACAACCCUUAAUUGUUCCUGUGCAUUUGGGGCUGCUGGGAGUUGCUAGUUGACUUCAGUUGGGGAAGGCUCUGUAACAGGACUUCCAGGAUGCUGUUGCUCUUUAGAUGGGAUUCAGUCACACACCCAGUAAAUUUAGGUUGUGCAAUUAGAGGUGUGUGUGUGUGUGUGUGUGUGUGUGUGUGUGUGUGUGUGUGUGUGUUGCAGAACAAACCCUCUUCUCCAAAAGGGAGAAGAGGACUUUUUCCAGUAAGAAAAUAGCAGGAAAAUAUCCUGGAAAGUAUGAGAUGACACUUGACUUGCUGCAACAUUGUCUAACCUCCCUGCAAAAAAAAAACAAACCCCAAAAACUGGAUGGAUGCUUAUUAACCAGAUCAUCUGGAAGCCCCCUAUAGUAUGCCCCUGAACUAUGAAUGAAGCAGAGUUUGUGGAAGUGGUCUGAGCGUGAGCUCCUGUCCCAACAAAACCUGUAUUCUUUUCUUCUUCCUGGUUCUCUCAGCAGUGCAGCUAUGUUCGUGUGUGUACAAUGAUUGUACUGCCAGCCACCACUGAUUAGGAGUAAUCAGACUAGCAGGCAGUGUUUAGUGAGGCGUUUGCAGGCUGAAAGAUGGCCAUGAAAUGGAAGCUGCUGGGGCGGGGAAGUGAGAGAGCCGUGUUGGAUGGGGAAUUUUUUAAGAACGGAGCACAUCUCAAGGCAUCUGCAGCAUUAGUUCUUCCAGGUGUGUGGUGUGCAGGGCUGCAAAUGGCAACAAGUGAUCAUUUGCUCCACUGUUGUUACCUGGAGCCCUGUAGAUGUUUGGAGGCUACAAGUAGCUGUAGUUGCUAGGGCUGAUGGGAAUUAUAGUCCAAAACACCUGGAGGGCACCAGGUUGGGAAAGGCCAUGGUAGAUCAUGGGUGGGGAUCAUGAGGCCCUCCAGUGGUUGUUGGACUCCAACUCCCAUCUGCUCCACCUAGGAUGGCCAACUGGCCAGGGAUGAUGAAUGUUGUGGUCCAAGAACAUAUUCCUGUUAAGUACAACCCUGAAAUUAUUAUCUGUGAGUGUAUGUUUUAACCUUUUAAUCUGUUUUUGGAAGGUUUUUAAAAACUUCAUUUAGAAGUUUUAAUUGUUGGUAAGUUUGCCGCCCUGGGCUCCUUUGGGAGCAAGAGCAGCAUAUACAUAUUAAUAAGAUAAAUAUGCUAUAGUCCCUCUCCUUACUAUGUCUCUGUACUUAUUUUGUUUGUAUUCUUGUCUUUGGGAGAUGCCCAUUCCAUUCCCUCCCCACCAAAGAGUUGUUUAUUGUCUUCCUACUUAUGCAAACUGAAGCCUAUUGAGACUUUUCUGUCGUGUUUGGUUGGCACUGUUUUGGUUGCAUGCUUGGAUAAUGUGUUUGCUCUCAGUGUGUGUAGGGUGACCAAGAGGGAUUUGCACAGACGAGUCUGCUCCAUUAGGGCAAAUGGGGCACUGCCCCACCACUCUCAGCCAGCUGCCUGCCUGCCUGCCUUCUUACUUAAAAUCUGUCAAAGGGGUGGCAGAUGUCAGCUUUAUUCUCCUUUCUACAGUGCUGCCUUUGUAGGACUCAUCAGAUCUAGGAUUUCUUUGGCUCUGCCCAUCAUUUGCCUCCCUGCCCUAUCAGGCUCAAUGGGUACCAGCCACCACUGGAUUUGCGUGCGGGUUUUUCUGCACCCUAGCUUUGGGAGGUGCAAACUUGGGCUUUGAGAUCAUGAAUGUUUUACAUGGGCAAGAGAUCUAGCGUCCAGCCACCAUAGCUUUUGUGUGUGUGUGUGUGUGUGUGUGUGUGUGUGUGUAUUGCCAGAAGCAGAAAGAAAUUAGCUACAGCUUGAUGGAUUGCAUUUGUUGCGUGUGGCAGCUUUUUAGCACAAGGUCACAGUGAUCCCAUUUUCAGUCAUGUGGAAUAACAGUUAACAGACGAAUGAAAAGCAAAACCCCACUGGCAGGUGGGGGGGGGGCUUUCUGUUUCAGAAAGUUUCUUUGCUUUUAUUAUGCCUGCAGGUGCGUUUGUAAUCCAAAAAACUCAUCUCUCUUCAGCAGUAGUUCGUGGGCACGAGCUUGCUCUUGGUGAGGCCAAAUUGGAGACUGCAGCAACACCAGAUUUAGCAGAAAACAAGCUGUUAGAUUUUUAAGAGGGAGGCCAUGAAACAAAGGCAAUGAUUUGGGCCCCAGCCUGUGUGUGCCCAGCAGUGUGUGGUGUGACACCACAACAUCACGUUUUGAGCAUGCACACUGCCGCUGCUCUCUAGCACCGCUUCUGUGCUGCCGCAACGGGGGUGGCAGAGCAUGGGUGCACAUCCACAGCAGAGCCCAACAGAGGCCCAGAGGCGGAGGCCUCAGCCCAGUCGCCGCCAUGGUGGCAGAGUUAAGGCCGUGGGCAGCAGACGGAGGCCGGGCACCCACAGUGAGAAUUUUGUGGGUGCCCAUGCACCCAGGAUUCUCUGGAGUUUGCAUCAGUGCCAUGAAACAACAUCCAUGCCAUACAUUUGAAGCUCCUGGCUCCCCACCCUUCAUCCUGAAACCUGGGGGAUUGUAGUUAACUCUUUACAGAGCCGCAGUUCUCUGCGGCCUUAACAAACUACUGUUUCCAGGAUUCUUUGGAAGAAACCAUGUGCUUUAAAGGCCUGAUACGGAUGGGACGUGGGUGGUGCUGUGGGUUAAAUCACAGAGCCUAGGACUUGCCGAUCAGAAGUUCGGUGGUUCGAAUCCCCGUGACGGGGUGAGCUCCCCUUAUUCGGUCCCUGCUCCUGCCAACCUAGCAGCUCGAAAGCACGUCAAAGUGCAAGUAGAUAAAUAGGUACCCCUCCGGCGGGAAGGUAAAUGGCGUUUCCGUGCGCUGCUCUGGUUCGCCAGAAGCAGCUUAGUCAUGCUGGCCACAUGACCCGGAAGCUGUACGCCGGCUCCCUCGGCCAAUAAAGCGAGAUGAGCACCACAACCCCAGAGUCGGUCAUGACUGGACCUAAUGGUCAGGGGUCCCCUUUACCCCCUUUAUGGAUGUGAUCAAAGACUCCAUUCAGAUACUGUGCUCUCCAUUUGAUAAGGGAUGCUAAACCAUGAUGCCUGAAUUGAUAAUCUAUGAAUUAUGCCCAGCUAGCUGAGGGCCAUAGUUCUGAAGCAGGUUUGAAACCAUGGUUUGUGCUAACACAUUGAUGGAGUGUCAAGCCAGAGUUAUGGCUGUGUUACACUGCCCCAGGAGGUUACUACUAUACCUAGAAAUAGGAGUGUUGAGCCAAGAGAGUGUUGAGAAACCAGUGUAGCCUAGUGGUUAGAGUGCUGGACUAGCUGAGAAUGUCCCCUGCCUGUGAAACUCAGGAGAGACACUUCCAAUCAGGGCAGACAAUACUGAGCCAAACCAACCAACCAUGUCACUUACGGUAAUGUAAAGCAGGUUGUGAUCGCACAAAGGGAGUAGGGGUUAUAUGCUGUCAAGCUUGGAGUUGUCUUGAGGAAAAGAGAGCAGACAGAUGCUGGCAUUUGGCCAACAUGCAACUGACUAAACUUGCUGAGCCACUUUUCUCUCUGCUGCCAGAUAAAUAGCCAGAAUCCUGUCCAACCAGUUUCUAAAUCUGCUGCUCAAUCAGUUUCCCCCUUCUUGGCCCAAAUAUUCACUUGUAGGUAAAAUGUAUUAUAGGAGCUGGCGGGGGCAGCUAAACUUUUAAAACAAAGCCCUUUACAAUAAUUUUUCUCUUGUUACUUCAUGAUUCAUGCUUAGCACUGCAACUUUAUUAUUGGUUCGGUUUAUGAGCCAGGAUAGCAAUAUCAUUGUCGAUUAUGAUGCAGAAAUCCCAGGUUCAGACUCUGGCAUGCAGAGAGAGGGGGGGGGCUGGGAAAGACUUCUGAGACCCCCAAGUGUUGCCGACAGUCAAUCCAGCGAAGACUGGGCUUAGUAGAAUAUGACUCUUGAAUCAUAGAAUUGUAAAGUUGGAAGACACACUGACACAUCUAGUCCAACCCCCUGCAAUGCAGGAAUAUGCUGCUUUCCCAUAUGGCGAUCAAACCUGCAACCUUGGUGUUAUCAGUACCACACUCUAAACCACUGAGCUAAAGGAACCAUCAAUCAGACUUGAUGCCAAGUGCCCAUGUGUUGUACAGGUUCAAAUCUUCACUCUGCUGUCAAGCCUGCUGGGUGAUGGUGGGCCAGUCAGGAUCUCUCAGCCUAACCUCCCUCAAAGGGUUGUUGUGAGAAUAAAACUAGGAUUAGUCACAUGUACUACCCCAUAAGACUCUGGAUCCCACUGAUCCACAAUGUCUGACCUCCCACUCCAAAAUGCUCUGUUUCAGAGCUUUCUGUUGCCGCCACUGAUGAUAGCUCCCCAACCUGUCUGGGUGGAGAUCAGCCCUCUAGACAUUGGCAGAGGCCAGUGGAGAAGGAACUGAACUGCAUGUUAAUCUCCCCAAGACAUCAGUAAUCAGGGCAAUUUUCAGGUUGCAGCGCAAAACAACCAUAUAUUAAACAACAGCUGUAAGCAACCUGAGAUUUUACCUUGAGGGCUGCUUGAGUGGAAUGGCGGGCUACGGGUUUUCAAGACAUGCGGGGAAGAUUCUAUCUCCCCAUAGAAAGCCUCUGCUCUGGAUCACUCUGUUUUGAACAAAUAUAUUCAUGUAUUGACCUCAGUCCCCUAUUAUUGAGAUGCUAAUGAACUAACUGUUACUGUUUACCAAAUGUGUUCAGAUACAUACUGUGUUUGUUUGUUUGUUUGUUUUGUUUUUUAAAUGAUAUUUAUUGAAAAUUUUUAGAAUUACAAAAGAGAACAAAGCAGAAAAAGAGAAAGAAAAAACAAAGAAAAAACAAACCACAUCAAACAAUACAAAUUCAAAAAAACAAAAAUACACCACAAACACUCAAAAACAAAUCUAUCAUUCUCAAAUCCUCAACUGUCAUUACCUUCUUUCUUUGACCUCCUCCUCCUCCCUUUUUUUGUAUCCUAGUUGUUAAUUGUCGCAGCAAAUCCUUUCCAUAUUCCAUAAUAUUCUGUCAUUACAUUACCUUAAUCUAUUUUAAUCUUAUCUUACUAUAAAGAACCUUAAAGCUUAAAACUUAAACCUUAUUUUACCAACUUCUCAUAACCAUAAUAUUCUUACAUAAUUCUUUAAACAUUUUUGCUAAAGCCAAGUAAUUUCGUUCCAACAUUUUUCUAACAUUCAUCAAUUUUAUAAAACAAUCCUAGUAGUAAAAAAAAGAAAUAAAAACAAUCCAAUCUUCAUCCAGCGUCCCUUCCUCCUGGUCCCAGGUUUUGUCAGUCCUUAUUAUCCCAUCGAUCUAGUGCAUUAACCUGGUAACCUUGUAUCCGAGGCCCUUAAGUCUCUUCCAUGUCCCUUCCGCGGCUCUUCUUCAUAUUUAUAACUGUAUUUUCCUUUGUCUCCUGCUCCUUUCACUCGUGGGAACUCCAGCUUAACAAUGUUUUUGACCCUUCUCGACAAAUCAGCCCCUUUUCCAUAGUCCACACUAAACUCCAUGUGGUAUUUAAGAACAUGUUUCAUAAUCCCUCCAAAAUUAAGAGCCCCCACAACCCCAAACAUCUCACGGCCCAUUGCCAGACUUGAAAAGUCCAAACAUCCCUGCAUAGGGGGGUCUAUCCAACCCCCCAUUUCCAAACCAAACCAAACUUUAUCUUUCCAAAUCUGGCUUUUUCCAAGUUCAUUUGUCAAGUCCAAAAGCUAAUGUUCCUGCUGGGCCACAGCUCCCUUCAUCUCUGGCGCCCAAGAUUCAGCAACAUCCUCUUCCCUCAUCUGUUCUGUCAGGGCACAUUCCUGAUUUAAUUCCUGGGUGGGCUCCAUAUAAUUUCCCACUGCCUGUUCAAAAUUUCUGAUCGCAUCAGUCAUCAAGUCCGUCUUCUCAUGUAGCUGUUCCAGUAGGGCAUUUGUUUUACAGAAAGCACACAGCAGAGCUUCUGAAUACAUUGUCCUGCAAGGUCAGAAGUCUAUUCCCACGAUUGUAAUCUGUAACAGCUGGAAGCUCCCCGGAGUUGGUUACAGUUUCACAGUCUCCCUCUAGGGGGAAACCUUCUAUUUGUUCUUUCUUUUGAAGACAAGUCUAACAACAAAGUUUCCUUUUUCAGAUAUUUUGUCAAUAUUUGUUCCUUUAAAAUGCGAAGGGGAACAAUGGAAUCAAUGUUUCUCUUCUUAUAGCUAUCUGUCAAAAACGUUUGUCUCUGGUCAAUGAACUUCAAAAAACGUCAGUCCUGACACCCCGCUCCAGGAUCAGGACAGUGGAAAAUUACUUUACUUUACACUCACUUCUGCAGGUUUAAACAGUCCGAAAAAAUCCCCCCUCUUCUCCUGCUUCCGAAGGGGGUUCAACAAUUUUAAAUGAUGAAAGUUAAUCUUUUACAAGCGAUUUUCUGAGCUCUAGUUUGCCAUGUCUUUGCUUUAAUCUAUCUACAAAGAAAUGGAAGGCUGACUUCCUGUUUAGACCUUCCCGUUUCAGUGCCAAAUUGAGGUAAACUUUUAAGUCCAAUUUUCCUUUCUGCUCGCAAGUCCUUAUUUAAAGUCCAAUUGUCCGAAAUUUAAGUACUCACGGGUGAUUAUUUUAGAAGCCAAAUUGUCCCAGGAAAAGGCAGCGCUCUCCGGCAACGGCUGUGCGGCUUCGCUCCACGGAAGAAGCAGUUGACUCUCAGCACCGCGCCACUUCCCCCUCUUCGCUCCGGAGCCCGUUAGUGGGUUCCUUUGCGGGUGGGGGGGGGCGCUAAAGGUGCCCACCGAGUCCCAUGGUCACAGGCUUCAUCCGCCUGUGAUUUUUGAAAGGGUCCCCACUUCGCCGUAGCGGAAAAGACCCGUUUCGCGUGGAGCUAGUCCCUCCAGAUCAGAGGGAGUCCGCCAUUGCCGAUGGCGCCACCCCGGAAGUCAGAUACCUACUGUGUUUGGAUUCCCUCUAACCUGAGUCACCUGCAAGAGACUUCAGAUCUGGUGCUUUGGACAAUGGAUCUGACUGAGUCAAAACCUUGCUUUUGCUGUAAUUCCUGUAAUCAAACACACCUUGGGCACAGCUACACUCCUACAAAACAGACUCGGGGGGAGGGGUGUCAGAGCUCCGACUGCAUUUGUUUAAAUGUUGGCAUCAAGACAGUUUCUCUGAGGCUGCUGAACUCCACGCUCUUUAACAAGGGAGGCCUCUGAACUCCAAAAUGUGCAGACUUUUGAAAUUUCAUGUUAAUGAGAAUAAAGAAUAGAAGUGUGUCUUGGGAUUUAGUUUUGAAACUGGCACAAGCCCCGAAAACGCUUUUUUUCGGUGCAUACUGUUUUGCAUCAUUGGGCUCUAUGAGUGAACCUUGAAGGGAGGGAGAACAGGUGGAAAAUACUGUUUCUGAUGGUAAAAGGCUGUUGUGUUUUGUUUUGUUUUUUUGUUUCUUUGCAGACUUCUUGAGACUGGUGUUUUUCUGGUUGUGCUGGGGCUUAUUAGCACUGUCUGAUAGCUGCAAAAAAUAUUAUUGCAGGAAGGAGUGACAAUCCUUUGUUGUUUUAAAGAGAUCAGCAACUGGGAAGCCCCUGAUUCCAAUCUGGCCUCAGCCUGCUGUGAAAAGAUGUAUAGGGUUGUGGAAACACCAUACGUGACUUCCGCCAAAUAAUCUUGGGAAUUGUAGUUUACUCCCUCACAUAGCUACAGUUCCCUUAAACUACAGUGCCCAGGAUUCUUGUUGGGGGCGGGUGAAGAGUCUGGUGCUUUAAAUGUAUGUUGUAUAUGCAGUCUUGGACUAAGCACUUGGGUCUUCUGCUCUCCUUUGCCUCAUCUGCUCCUUUGUUGAGUUGCUGACCAUUGUUUGCUUAACUUUCUCUCCUUAUCAAAUUGGUUAACAGAAACAUGUUAAUCAGUGUUAACUGUUUGGUAGCUUUUGCUCAAACAGCACUGAUCUUGCACUGGCAUACACUCUCUUGUUUUUUAAAAGGCUGUGGUUGGCACCCUUGAAUGGCAGAUGCACAUAAUUACUGAGCUAUUGCCAAAUUGGUGCAUGUGUUUAAUCAGGGAUAGAAUAAUAUGUGAAACCAAAACUUUUCUGCUCCCAGUUUGACUGGAUUGCUCUGCUCUGAUCCUCAUUUUACUUUAUAUUUAUUGUAUUAUUAUUUUUUAAAGAAGUCUGAGUUACCUUUCAUCCAGGCACUCAGUGCCUGGUUUGCACAUCACACUGGACCAAAUCAUGGCUUAACACAAACAUGCAGCUUCCCAAAGAAUUGAUCACAUGUGCUGUGUUCCUCCCCUAAUCCUCAAACCAUGGACCAAGUUGGGAGGAUAAGCUAAGCCAAACCAUGGCUUGACUCAGAGCAGCACAGGAGGAGGAGGACCAGGGAAAGACCACAGCAGCCACAAUCUCCUCUCUGGGAAUCCUCACAUUUCCCAAGCCUCUCCCGACUGCAUUUCCCAGAAUGGGCUGGGCCUUUCAGACAUUUUUGCAGAAGCAUUCCAUUGGGUCAUGUUUCAAACUCGCUCAUUUGGUGACUAGUAUUUUAAAUGGCGAGAAGAGGGACUGAGUUGGAAACUUGCAAAUCUGAAUACAACUGUUUGCUUUUUCUAGUUCAGCCAACUUGUAUCCAGUGAUCUGAAGGCUCUGGGAAGAAACACCUACACAUUCUGCACAGAUGGCCAGCUCCUCAUUCGGCAGGUCCUUCAUCCAGAGGCCUCAAAAAAGGUACGUGGCUAGCAGGAUCCUAGCACUAGCCUGGAAAACAUGAAUGCAGCCAGUGGUGGUCAGAGUAGGUCUGAAAAGUACAACCCCUUCGCCAUCACCAUGGCAGAUUGUAUAGUCUCCAAAUGUGAGUGGAACUUGUGAAAGAUGCACAGCACUGACCCAAAUCAUCUUGCUGCCUGAGAUAAAAUGCUUUUGCAACUUGUAAGAGACACAGAAGUUUCACAAUGAUUAGGUUUGGAUGUUAUCAUGAUGGGAAUGGGACCUGCUUUCCGCUGGGCUCCCACACUCCCCCCCCCCCCACUAUCUAGCAUGGCUGAAAGGAAGAGAUUUUAUUUACCACAAUUUACAUUUCCAAAACCCUAAACCUGUUAAUCCCAACUACUGUUUGUUGGAAACAAGUCAAUUUCAAACUGAUUUAUUGAAGCUGGCUUGUUUCGGUUAAGAUAAACCACAGUACGGGGCUUUGACAUAGCACUAAAGUGUGGAUAACAAAAUUAGAAACAAAAGCUUCCAGUCUCUUCCUUGCUGGAGAAGAACAGGGGAGCAGGGAGUUCAGAACAAACCAGUUUGGUAUACAGUGGUACCUCGAGUUACAGAUGCUUCAGGUUACAGACUCCGCUAACCCAGAAAUAGUACCUUGGGUUAAGAACUUUGCUUCAGGAUGAGAACAGAAAUCGCACGGCAGCCGCAGGAGGCCCCAUUAGCUAAAGUGGUGCUUCAGGUUAAGAACAGUUUCAGGUUAAGAACGGACCUCCAGAACGAAUUAAGUUCUUAAACCAAGGUACUGCUGUAACAUCCUAAAGCUGUCACUAAUUAUGAACAGAGAGUGCCUCUCUCCUCCACUGCCAUGGCUUCCUCCAGUAGUUUAAGGGUGCUGGGAACUGUAGCUCUGUGAGGGGCGAACUACAGUUCUCAGGAUUCUUUGGGCGAAGCAGUGUGCAUGAAAUAUAUGGUGUGGAUUUGACCUUAGUUGGAGAAAGCUAAGGAUCUGCAUCUAUGUAGAUCUGCAUGAGUUUUUGUAACAAUAUUAAUUAUAGUUAUAAUAAUGCCUUUGUGUUUGUCUUCUACUAUUGGAGAAAACUAAAGACCUGCAUCCGUGAGGCUUUCUAAUGCUCCAUAUGUGUUGUUGUUUUUCUCCAUCACAGAAUCUCCUACUGUCUGACUGCUUUUAUUCAUUUUAUGAUCUGCGCAAAGAGUUUCAUGACUGCUACCCUAAUGUGGCCCCCGUGAAAGACCAAACUAUCCAGUCUAUGGCAGAAUGUAUCCUUUCUCUUGCUCCUUCUAAAGUUGGAUUGGCUCUUUGUGUUGAUACAGGUCCCAGUGGCCCUACCAACUUUUAAUCCAGUGGGGUGAUUUCUUCUCCCCACUUUUAAGGAAAAGGAAAACUCUUUUCUUUUUUAGUAUAAUUGUGUGUCCUUGUAGCUCGUGAAACCCUUUGCCCUGUUUUCCUGAACAUGCUGUCUAGAUAUAGGCUUUAGGAUUAACGAAGCAGAGGAAGAUUUUGGAGUGUGGCAAGUGAAAGCCAUGGUGGCCAUUAUUUUCAGCAUGCUGCCGGAUACAUGUGGUAGGUGGAAACAAUUGCUUCUGCUGAAUGUGGGCACUUUUCCACCAUGGCUGACAAAUGCCAGUUUUUCUCUCUUCAAUCUUCUGGGUGCAUUUCCAUUUAAAAAAUAAAGUAUUUUUUAAUGUGUUUUGAUCAGUUGCAGAUCACAGGUUCACUGUCCCAGAAACUGUGAAAUACAAGUAUGAAACUGGACCCUGGUAAGUAGUAGCUUCACAGUGCAGCAAUGGGUACAUGAUUGGGAGGGGGUGCAAACAUCUCUGUCCCCAAGAUGAUUCUGUCACCCUGGUGUGAGGAACCAUUGGCCCUCUAUAUGUUGCUGAACUACAACUCCCAUCAGCCCCCAUAAGCAUGGCCCAUAGCCAGGGAUGAUGGGAGUUGCAGUCCAACUACUUCUGGAGUGCCAAAGCUUCCCCAUACCUGGUGCAUCCCAUGAAUCUGGUUUCUUUUGAUUUCUAGACCUUCUGAUUCUAGAUAGAGUUUCUUUGUUGGUGGGGCAGGGAAAGAAUAGGUCAAGGUGGUGCAAACAUGUACAUAAAUCUAAAACAAGUUGGGCACUUCUGUUUUUGCUCAUUUUAGCAUUCAUAUAUGAGUUUUCCCAAAGUGGUUAGUGUGCUCAAGUUUAAACAAAAGAAAAAUUCCCAGUGUUUGCAUCAGAAAUUGCAGUGGGUAUAACCAAAUGUAAUAUAUAAAUCUUGACUAAAUUAAACACUUGCUUUAAAAAAAAGAGCCAGCCUAAAUCUUUCAGGAAGCUCAUUUUUGCUAAUACGAACAUAAUCAGUGGGCUACCUAUAAGUUCUGGAUUAUAUAAUUCCCAUCAUCCCAUCAGCUGAGGCUGAUGAUAGUUGAGAAUCCCAACAACCUGUGGAGGGCCACAGCCUUUUCCAAACUUGCAUACACACACACACACACACACACACACACACAUACACACAUAUGCACUCUUUAUUCCAGUAUAUCACAGGUAUGUAUUUGAGGCGGUGGGGUUGAAGGGGAGCCUUCAUAAGUCUUCCAAAUAUAAGUGCUUGUUUCUUUUUUCCACAAGCACAUAAAAGAGUUUGAUCCAUUAUUUUAGUGGUGUUUUCUUUAAACACCAAACUUGUUAUGAGAAGAAUUUGUCCAUGUUGCUGAUACAACUUAUUCCUCAUAAGACAUGGAAUCCCAGUGGGCCACAGUAAAAUGUUUUGCAUGAAUCCAGAACAUGUUCCCCAUUUUUUCCCAUGCAUCUAAGAAACCUAUACGUUGAUGCAGAUGUGGCCUUUGACCCUCCAGCAGCUUGGAUGCAAUAAUACCAAAAUAAUUAAAGCACCUAGACACCGAUCGUUACACCAUUGCAAUCAGACCUUUAGAUACCUUUACUCAUUUUUGCCUGUUGCAUUAAAAGUUAAUCAGCCCCUCGUAAGGUUUUUCUCACAGAAUAUCCUAUAUUCUUUUCUUUCAGUCCAAAGGGAUGGGGGAAAGGAGCAGUUAUACUGUAGAACUGUAUUGCAAACUACAGUUGGACGUAAUGUAAGCAAUGAAAGGCAGGCUGCCUCAAAUUGUGUGGGAAGGUUUGGGGCAUGCUUGGUCUUUGCACUUGUGCUGCCACCAGAGAGAGAGAGAGAGAUGACUACAUGAAGGGACAACUGUGUUUAUCUUGGUGCUCUUUCUGAGCUUCUUGGAAGUCUCCUGCCUUGCAGGCUGCCUCGAGUCAAGGGCUGCAACCUCUCUUGAGGCAACCUUCUCAGCGGGCAUUUGCACACUUUGCUCUUCACUCUUAUUGUUAGUGUGUCUCUGACUGAGUGUGCAUUUUGUCAGGCUGAAAUGAAAUCGUCAGGAGUGUAUUCACUGUAUUAGUGAAUGGGCAGUUGGCAUCCAGGCCAGCUGACUGACAACUUGCUUCAGCAGGAGCUUGAGAAUUUCCCCUUCCCCAGCCUUUCCUCAGUCCCAUUUCCUGGGUCACAGGAUGUGUGGUUGUUUUGCUGGGUUCUUAAGAGAUGGAGAAGGGUGUGAUUGGAUUGCUUUAAAUUAAAAACACGCAAAUAAGCUAAUAUGGCAAGCAGGGGAAGGGAGAGAAAAAAGCCACAGGCAAAUUUACAGAUGGACACAGGCAGAUGGACAACAGGGGGCUUCCUGCAGCUUGUCAAAUCUUUUGGCUGGUUUGAUUUCUGAUAGUGUGCUGUUUUUCUUUUAUUGCAUUGGAUAAUCUGGAUUCUCUUUUUUUUCUUAGAUGUGUUAUAUAUUCUGUGCUGUAUCACAGUUACUAAGGGGGUUCUUUUAUUGUAUGUGCUGUUUAAUCUUUAAGCAGAAAAGCAGUAUCUUUUUUUGUUGUUGUUAAAAAUGUGAUAGUGAAAUGGCGAAAUUUGUCCUUUACAGUGGUGCCUCGCAAGACGAAAUUAAUUUGUUCUGUGAGCUUUUUCGUCUUGCGAAGCACGGUUUCCAUUUUUUCAAAAAUAGUCUUCAAAAACCUCAAAAAAGGCUACCACACCGCGUGCUAUGAGUUGCUCCUCGAAAAGUCGCAACUGCACCUCUUCAAGCAAUGCACCCUGUAUUACUGUAACGGUUUUAAGAAAAAGGAAACAAACUUGCAAGACGUUUCUGUCUUGCGAAGCAAGCCCAUAGGGAAAUUCGUCUCGCGAAGCAACUCAAAAAACCAAAAACACUUUCGUCUUGUGAGUUUUUCGUCUUGCGAGGCAUUCGUCUUGCGAGGUACCACUGUAUUUGGGAGGUGGCAGUGUCUUGAAUGGCAUCCAUUUUCCAUUGCUCAAAGCAGGGACUCAAGCUGCCUCCUUAUACUGAAUCAAAUCGUUCUUCUAGCUCAGUGCUAUCUACACCAGGGGUAGCCUCUAAAUGUUUUGGCUGUGCAGGAAAGAGCAAUUGCAAUAGCCUUGCCAGUCCAGUGUGCACCUAUGUUUUGCUUUGAAUGCACUAUCUUGGAGCGGUGUCUUUCGCUUCCUGCAAGCUCAAGCUCAUGUUUCAUUUCACAUCCUGGCUGGGAUCCAAAGAGCUAUUUUCAUCCAGUGGAAUGGUUUGCACUUCCCCCUCCUUGAAUAUCCGAAUUCUCCCAUCCCAUAUCACAAGCUCUCUCACAUUUAAAACUAUGUGGACACCUGAGUUAGCAGGAUGUGUUAUUGUUCAAGAAACGCAAGCACACAGAUGCUUGGGUUGCACAAAACUCAUUGCGUAGUUCUUUGGCUCCUGGCCUCCAUUGUGAAAGGGGUUGAGGCUCCCACUCCAGUGGCUGAAGUUGUGCACACCGGAAUUGCCAAAUAGCAUAAUAUGUUUUGUAGAAAGAACUCAACACUGGUGUGCUUAUUACAUGGUUGCUUGCAGCAUAGUUUAAAAAGAAUUGUGGAGUGCUUGGAUCAGUUGCUGAUCUCAAACCUCCUCCUUUUUCUUUUCCACAGUAGUAAAUCAGAAGCAGUGGACAGCGAAACAGUAAUACGUGCCAGAGGGCUCCCUUGGCAGUCUUCCGACCAGGACAUUGCUCGGUUUUUCAAAGGCCUUAAUAUUGCCAAGUAAGAUCUGCUGUAAAGUUCCCUGUUCAGGAUGCAGUGCUAUUUGACUUCAUUGCUACAAAUUCGUAUGUGUGUUACAUUUUCCUGCUGAAGGAUUCCGAGCACUUGGGAGAGAAAGAGGCUUUUAGGCUGUCAGCCCAUAUGACUUGAGAAGUCAAGAGACAAAUAGGCCCCAGCUGAUAUAAGGGCCCUUAGGGUUGCAGCCUUAGCUGUCUACUCAAGUCCCAAACUUUACUGCAGCGAUGGACAACCUCUGGCCAGGGGGCUCUGGCUGACCCUCAGGGCACUCCCUGCCCUCCACAGACCUGUGGCAAGCUCUGCACCUUUCACAAGUGCUUUCCCCUGCUGGAAUGUGUUCUUGAAUAGUGAUGUUGCUUCUGGCUUGCUUUGAUGGGGGACAGAAGGGGGGCGGUGUCUGACUUUUGCAAGGUUGGGAAUGUAGCUUGAAGUACCAAGCUAAGAGUCAGAUCCAUUGUUCUGACCAAUUUUGCCUCUCCCCCCCCCCACACCAAUGUAUGUAGCCCCUGGAAUGUUCCCAACAAAUCAAUGUGGCCUUUGAGUUGAAAAAAUGUUCCUGCUUUUCCUUAAAUAUGUCUUGCAUCCAUGCACUCUGCCCUGGAAGAAUAAAAGAGUAAUUGGUUUUUUCAGGAUGUAGAUGAAGUCAUCCUUGUUCAUCUUUUUUGUGUGUCUCCCUGCUAGAGGUGGGGUGGCCCUGUGCCUGAACGCCCAAGGAAGGAGGAAUGGAGAGGCCCUGGUGCGAUUUGUCAACUCUGAGCAGAGAGAUUUGGCCCUAGAGCGGCACAAGCACCACAUGGGUAGCAGAUACAUUGAGGUACAUCUCUUGGGUUCAGGUCUGAAUGCUUUUGGAUGUUGUUAGCAUCUGUGGUUUGUACAAGAAAAAGUGCGGAAUGGAUGAAUAAAUGAAAAGAAACAGAUUUAUCUUUACUAGGUUUCCUAUUUCAACAUUAAAUCCAAGCCAUUGUCAAAUAAUACUAGCUGUUUGAUCUAACAUCACCCAAAAAGAGAGUACAUAUUUCCAUAAAACGUGCAUGUGCUAAUUUGCAGGUAAAGAUGGAAAUUCAGUAAUAAUUAACUACAAUUGAAAUAGAAUUGAGAUGCUAUGAUUUAAAUGGAUGCAUCUCAUCCUAGUGGGGAAUAAAAUGGAGGACUGUCCUCUGUAAAAUAGGACAUGUGGUCAUGUUAAUUUGAGGGAUCAUCAAUAUGUGCCCACAGGGUCCCCUCCCCUCACUCCUCCCUCUGCUGUAAUUAGGCUUGGAAGACGCAUUUUGUGUUAACCAGUGUAAAAGGUUGCUCUGUGUGUGGUGCUUCUGGGCCCAGAAGGUUUGCUGACCUCUGCAUUAUCAGAUCAGUAAAAUGUGUUUUGCAUGCACAGAAGGGUUAAAAACCUGUGUGUCAAAAAAAAAAAAAAAAAAAAGUCCAGAAGUUAUGCAAUGCUAAUGUUGUUCAGAUUUAGUAGUAUAAUCUGUUGCACCAACACAGGACUUUAUUUUUUCCUUUCUUUACUUCAGGUUUACAAAGCAACUGGGGAAGAAUUUUUGAAGAUUGCUGGAGGUGAGAAGUUUGGAAUAAACCUUGUCAGCUUUGCCAUUGAAAGUUUGCUGUUGUGAAUGUGCGAAAACAAAAUAAAUUUACAGUGUACUAUCCAUGCUCCAUUAGCUUCCUGGUUAGACUACUGCCAUGCACUUUACCUGGGGCUGCCUUUGAAGGCUACUUGGAAACCGCAGUUAGCUCAGGAUGAUGUGGGAUUACUAGCUGGGACUGGGCAUUAUGACAAUAUCGCUAACUGCACUGGCUCAGUUUCCAGGCCUGCUUGUGAAAUAAUUAGCAGUAAACAAGAAAGACCUGCCUCAAAGAGUUACCCCCGUAAUGUAUUGUAAUGCUAGACUGUGCUGAAGUGUGCAAGUGCAGGAGAACUGAGUGCUUGACAGUACUUUACAGAUGCCAUUGAAUGGUCGGUAAUGUUUGAUAGGGUUGCAACAUUUUAACCAAUCGCAUUAGAUCAAGGGUUGUUGACCAGUGGCCCUCCAGGCACUCUUGGACUCCAGCUCCCAUCAGCCCCAGUCAGUGUGGCAAAUGGUGAGGGAUGGUGGGAGUUGAUCAGCAACAUCAAGAGUGUCCUAGGUUCCCCAUCCCUGGGUUAGACGAAUUCAUUUUGAAACACUUUUGAUCAUCUUAAAAGUUGCUUCAAAAGUUGGGGAAAGUAUCUCAACAAUCGAGCAUCUAUCCUGCAUGCAGGUUCCAGGAUCAAUCCCUGGCAUCUCCAGGUAGGGCUGGUGAUGCCCCUUUCCUGAAACCCUGGAAAGCUGCUGCCAGUCAGUGCAGACAGUACUGAGCUAGAUGGACCAAUGGUCUGACUUGGUAUAAGGCAACUUCCUAGGUUCUUUGGUCCAGUUAAUUAAAUGCCAGGUAUGUGUAAAAGAGAUAUAGCAAAUUAUUGUAACUCUUCACCCCCUACCCACCUGCAGGUACCUCCAACGAAGUAGCUCAGUUCCUCUCCAAGGAGAACCAAGUCAUCAUCCGGAUGCGAGGUCUCCCUUUCACAGCCACGCCUGAGGAUGUCCUGGGGUUCCUGGGACCCGAGUGCCCCGUCACAGGAGGGAAGGAGGGGCUUCUCUUUGUCAAGUAUCCAGACGGCCGGCCUACGGGAGAUGCUUUCGUCUUGUUCGCCUGUGAAGAGUACGCGCAGAAUGCACUUAAGAAACACAAGGAGAUCCUGGGGAAGCGAUACAUUGAGCUCUUCAGAAGCACGGCAGCAGAAGUCCAGCAGGUUGGAGCACUUGUCCAAUUCUGUGUAUAUGGGGGGGGGGGAGAAAAGUGGCUCAUCACUGUGUCACAGGAAACUGCAAUGUCUGGAGGGCCAGAGGUUCCCCGUUCCUUUCUUGGCAAGAAGCUGCAUUUCUGCUAUGAGGUGACUGAGGGCAAACAGAGGUUGUUGGUGGGCCAGGGCCCCAUUCGCCCAACCUCCACUGCUUCUUUCUUCCAUCCUACCAGUAGGAGCUUUGACUUCCAUGCAGCCAAAGCAAAGGUCAGGGGCAGGGCUGCUAUUUCUUGCUGAGGCCUUUGCUUCCCCUUCUUUGUCACACAAGCCAGCAAGUACCAGAAUUCAGUCCAGUCUUGUUCUUUCCCCACUUGCAAGGGCAGGGACCUCCUGAAUGAGAGCCAACCUGGGUUUAGCACCCAAGUGUCACUAUUGUGAAGAAACAACUGCUAGGUAGUGGAAGGUGGAGAAUUGCUAUACCGAAACUCAUCAUCUUGGGGUCAGGUUGGUGCAUCCAUGUAAGGCAUUAUUUAUUGAACCUCUUUUAGGAGCAGACAAAGCUGUGUUAUACUGAGUCACGUGUAAACUUAAGAAGCUGCCCUGAUAAAGGGCCAUCUCGAUCAGUAUUGACCUAGAACAUGUCCAUCUCAUUGGUCUGGCACAUGCAGGUUCCAUGUCUGUGCAGUUAUUCCAUUGAAUCUGUUCUUAUUAAAAGCAGUGACUGAUAAACAGAAAAUGCAUAUGCAGACGCUGCUGACAUGGAAUCCUAUUUUUAACAAGCUAGGAGUUCUUGAACAGGAAAAGAAGGCAAUCUAAGCUCAAACCCAGAGCAGGAGCUGUGCUAGGCUGUAAUCCUAACCACAUUUUCCUGGGAGUGAGUCCCAUUGAACUCAGUAGGACUGACUUCUGAGUGGACAUGUUUAGGAUUGCACUAUUGUUAGCCUGUUGCAGCAGAAGCCACUAAAGCCUCACCAAGCCUUCUGUAACCUGUUGCCCUCCAGUGUUAACUUCCAUCACUGCCCCCCCCCCCCCCAGUCAGCACAGUUACUGAUGGGAGUUCUGGUCCAGAACAUCAGGAGAGCAACAGGUUAGGGCAAGGCUGACCUCACAGAUUUUUGUGUGUGGCUGAAUAGCUAUGACCGAACAAGUGCAUUACCAGACAGCAGCCACUUUAUUUGCUGCUCUGCCUCCCCCUUGUCCUCUUUUAAUCAGCUUUUGAACAAUGGGCCUCAACAGGCAGCUUGUCUCCAAUUAUUUCUGUCUGGUUUCUGUCUGUUGGGAGGAACCCAAGAGGGAGAAGCUUCAGAAAGUAGCUCAUGGGAACUGGGAGGCAAGGGGACCAGUGAGAAGCAGAGAUUUCCCUUGGCCCAGAUCUGGCAAAUGAUAAUAAGCAAUCUUUCUGCAAGUGGGAGCUGGUGGUAGUUGUUGUGUUUGCACUCUCUUUGUGUGUGUGUGUGUGUGUGUGUGUGUGUGCGCGCGCGCGCACACACGCUUUUUGGAACAUGUAAUGUCAUUUCAUGGAGGCUUUCCUUGUCAUUAAAACAAAAGGGUUGAGCAGGGCUCAAGUUAUAACAGCUAUCUGUAGCAUUUAACCAACUUUAGCAGUUGGUUACUUUUCAUUUAUUUUCAAAUUAUGUCUGUACCACUUAAAUGUAAUGAAACAUAAUAACAUACCAAAGAAAAACCAGGGUUCAGGUGUCAUAAUGCGUCUGAGGCAGGUAACCAAUAUCACUUCCUGCAUGAUUAGAGGGAAGAGCAUCGCAAGCUAAGCAGUGUGGCAAGGAGAGGCUCGCACUGGUUUUUCCAAGGAUGUCCCAAAUUAAUCUGUGGCUCAUACUUCUAUUUUUUGGGGAGCUUGUUCAAAGCAAGCAAGGAUAUCAGAGGCUGCUAGUCUGCAGUGCUUGUUGUUUUUGGCAGCUGGACAGUGUGCACACCCUUUUGUUCAGAGUCCUUGCUCACUUUGUAGGUGCAACGUGCCCUGACCCCCUUCCCUUCUGUGUAUAUGAUGUAAAGGUGCUGAUGUAAUGUGGGCUGGGAUUGUACCAAUAAUGAGCAGUUGAGAGAGUGGCGCAUUUCUUCCCACUUAGUACAGCUUGUUGCUCAUCAGACUCAUUUAAGUUUCUCUCUCCCUUUCUUUCUUUCUUUCUUUCUCUCUCUCUCUCUCUCCUGGGUCAUGGAAAUGAUGCACUAGCUGCUUUUGGACUAUCAUAUUUUUGCUUUAAUAAACCAAGAUACAAACAACCCUGUGAUUAAGGGAACAAGCAAACCAAGAAGUCUUCAGUUUUCUACAGUUUCCUAUUUUGUCCAAGCUAGGAAAUGAACAAGCUUUGGAACAAGCCAGAAACCCAUCUUCAAACCGUGGUUUAAUAUCCUGGCUUGUUCUGGAGUAAUUAACUGUUGUUUCGUGGUUUGGGUGAAAUGAGAAAUUAUAGUUAACUGAAGAGUUCCUGGCUUGUUUUUCUUGCUGCACUGGGAAGAGUGAAGGGGCUGGAUAAGUAACCCAAGGCUUGUCCAUAUCUUGGCUUGUCAAACUGAGAUACGGUGGUCUGCAGCAACCCAUUGCAGGACUCUUUCUUAAUUUCCUUGGGGUGAUUCCCCAAGCAGGAGAAGAUCUACCUGCUUAGUUUUACUCCUAUAUCACUUACUUGCUCCCAUCAGUGCUCACAGCUGAGGUUUCAUAAUGCUGGCUAGAUCCCCCCUCCCCUGGCUGCAAACAGGUGUCUUGUGCUGCCAAGUGCAAAGUGUAGCAUGGUGUCCUCUAGCUCAGCUGUGGGGAAACUUUGGCCCCUCCAGAUGUUGGUGAACUACAACUCCCAUCAGCCCCAGUAAGCACAGCAAAUGGGCAGAGGUGAUACAUUUUUUCUGAACUGCAUUCUACAUAUAUAAAUUGGAUUUCCAAAUUCUUUUAAAAAUUGUAAGGGGAGGAUUAAAAAAAAAGUUAAAGUAUCGAUUGGUGUGGGUGGGUGGGUGGGUGUUGCAAUUUUUGUUGCCUUAACUGGAUUAUAGUCAUCAAAAUGCAAUGCUCUCCCCAGUGUGGCCUGCCUGGCACUAACAUGGACUUUUGGUGCCAGGCAAAGAUGUCCCUCUUCUCCUGUGCAUUUGAGAGAAUAUGGUUUUUAUUGCUAUUUCUGUGUAAUAUUGCUGUUUUGUUGCUAAACUUGAUAGUGGUUUUUAAUUGCAUGUUUAAGUCUUCCAGAGACCUUUUGUAUUGGGUCAUGACAAACAAAUUGCAUAAAUGAUAAGUGGCAUAUUUUGAUCAACAAAUCUCUGUGAAACAGAGCUUGUUGCAAGUGAAAGCGCACCUUCCUAGCAACAUUUCUGUUUCACUGUGCCUUAUCAGAACAGUUGCAGCUGGAUUUUUAAGUUCAGUAUCCAUUCCUCAGUUUAUGACAUAUUGAGUCCUGCUUAAGUCACACUCUGGACCACAGCUGAACAACUGCUGGCCCAGUUUGGAUUAUCAUAUUCAGUUUUAAUUAGCCUUUUACCUGUGCAUGCAUCCCCUUUGAUCCUCCCUUUGUAGCCCGAACAGUCAAACCAGGAAGUCUCUAAUUAACCAUAGUUUCCCAUUUCAACGGAACUGGAAAACUAUAAUUACCACAUUUGAAACAAGACAGGACAUUAAGCCACAGUUGGAAGCUGGUUGGCUAUCAUUUUUUGUUCUGAAGUUGGUGGUUUGUAUCUUGCCUGUUUGGAAAAACUAGAAAACAAUUACUUCCUAGUUCAAUUUGCUUGCCUCAUUGAAGGAGAUGGUGGAUCAAAAGAGCUUUGUGUUUGUUUAUGCAAAAACCUACUCGGCUAUUCUUGUUCAAACGUGGCUACUGUGUUUCCUAAGAUGUGAACUUCUAGUCUUGUUCUUUGGGUUAGUUUGCAGUCUGGAGCUGCUCUGUGUGAUGCUUUUGCCCUUCUGAGUUCUUGGUUUUAUUUUAACUUUGGUUUGUAGCGCAUCACCUGCCAAGGGUUCAGGGUGGGAAACAGCAAUUUCAUAUGAGUGAGAAAAUAGGAGGAGAUCUUCUGGAUAAGGCCAAAGGUCUUUCGAAUCCAGCUUUCUGGUCUUGCAAGUAGGACUUGAAUGCCACAGCGCUCUCCCCUCCUGUGGUUUCCAGAAACUGCAUUCAGAAGCACACUGCUUGUGGCAGUGGAGGGUGGAACACAGCCAUCAGGGUUAGGUUUAAAAAAAAAAAAGAUUUAUUGUAACUUUACGCAUAACAAAAAAAUAAAAUCAGCAAUCUAUGCAUAAGCAAAAACCAAUCACUUAUUUUCCAGUGAAUAAAUAAAUCCCCCAAACAGACAACAAAAUCCAAUCUGCAGCAAGAGGGAAAAACCGUAACACAUAUUAGACACGCAUCCUCUAGAUCUACCGUACUGAAUAAAACUUAUCCAGUUUUUCAUAAAUAAAUCUUUGUUGUUGCUUACUCCUUGAAUGAGCAAUUCUGCCCAUGGCAGCGUAUUCCAAGAAUUUUGCACGCCAAUCUGUCACAUGCGUUAUAGAGGGUUGGUAUCAUUCAACAUUCAGUUUCAUCUACGGCUGCCUUCUGACUAUGCCUUCCAUCUUGGCAAACAUCCCUUUUACUCAGCCCUGCUUGCUUCUGUUUUGUUUCCGCCCCUGAUUCUUUGCCAACAGGUCCUCAACAGGUACAUGUCGACGCCUCUCAUCCCCACCCUCCCCACACCUAUCAUCCCCGUGAUGCCACCUCCGUACACCAUCGCUGCUGGCAGCGUGCGAGACUGUGUGCGGCUUAGAGGCCUGCCUUACACGGCUGGGAUCGAUGACAUCCUGGAGUUCAUGGGAGACGCUACUGCAGACAUUAAGCCACAUGGAGUCCACAUGGUCCUGAACCAGCAGGUAUGGGAAUUCAAGAUGGUUUUUCUAGGGUUUCAGUUAGAAAUGGGUGGAGAUACUGAAUUUGGCCAUCAGAGAAACAACCCAAGAGCUCCCAACUUCUUCAUUUAUGUAAUCUCCAGAGAAGGCCCAAUCAAUCAAGCUGGGAUACGAACUGCCCAGAACAGAAUCCUCCCGGGGGGGGGGAUCACAUGAUCCCAGAGAACCAAUCAUGUGUAUUGCCUUUUAACAUCUCUUUAAAUAUUGAUGCUUUCAAUAUUUUAGACAUGUAAAUUGUGCAGCGAUCAACGGAAUAAUUCCUUUAAGAAUUAAAAAUAAAGCUCUGCUUAAAAAGGAUAAUAUGCUAAAAUUACUGAUGGGACCAAUGACUACAAAAGUGGGGAGAAUGCCCUGUUUGACUUCUCUUCCAUCCCCUUGCCUGGUUUUUUCUGUCUUCCAGGGCCGUCCCUCUGGUGAUGCUUUUAUCCAGAUGAAAUCUUCUGACCGGGCUUUCCUGGUGGCCCAGAAGUGCCACAAGAAGAUGAUGAAGGACCGUUACGUGGAAGUGUUCCAGUGUUCAGGAGAGGAGAUGAAUUUUGUUUUAAUGGGUGGCACUUUAAAUCGUAGUGGCUUGUCUCCGCCACCAUGUAAGUUACCAUGUAAGUCUCCCAAGUUCUUCUGCUCUCUUCUGUGCUGCUAACGGGGGACGCUCUGGUAGGUGCUGAUGGCGCUGCGGUGGGGGUCUUGCCCUCUCUGUCUUGGGUUGAGUUGCGGUCUGUAAUCACCCCUCCGUGGAUAGGCUGGGACUGGAAGCUGGGCCCCAAAUCAGAUGUGAUUCUGAAGCUGUUAGGGCUGUCAACCGCUUCAAUAAUUUUAGCUGAUUGAUCACCUGCCUUUUAACUAUACUUUUGAUUUAUUUAUCUUAAUGAAUUAAGUAUGUGUAUCAGCAACCUCUCAGUGUAGGUGCCUUUUUUUAGGAAGUCAAGGGUAUCUUAUUAUUUUUAGGGGGGAGGAAACUGUCACUCAUUGCUAGAAGGGAAGGAUAUCUAUAAUAAACUUUCAUAGCCCUAAUAUAAGCAUACCCAGGGCAUGGUCUUGAGGGCACAUGAUAGAGCAAAUUUGCUUAUCCUCCAUGAAUUUGUCCUAUCCUCUUUUAAUCCUCAUGAACCCCUAUCCUGAGUUUCAUUUGUUUUGUAUGUUUGUUUAUAAGAUUUGUUACCUGCCUUUCAUCAUAAGGUCCUAAGAUGGGUCACAACAAUAUAAUCAUACAAUUAAAAACAAGUACUGCAAAGCCAUUUUUUAAAAUAAAUCAUAAAAUGCAUAACAAUUCUAAACAAAAGCAGCACAACAUAGGUUAAACAAAACAAAAGAAGUGCCCCCACCCCAAAAAAUAAACAUGUCAAAAGCUGUAGCAACAAGGUACAGCUUCAGCAUAGAAUCAUGCAGCCAUAGCAUUGUAGAGUUGGGGGUCCCAAGGGUCAUCUAGUCCACCCCCCAGCAAUGCAGGAAUGACAGCUGAAGACUCCCUGAUAGAUGGCCAUCCAGUGGAAUACAGUGGAAGCUGAGUCAUGAUAGUGUGUAGGUACAUCUUUGUGGAGAGUGAGUUCCACAAUUUGGGGCUACCACGAUUCCCCACACUUCAGAUGAAGGUGGUGGAAUUAAGAAGAGAGCCCCCAUCUCAAGCCAAUCUUAACACCAAAUAAGGUCUGUAGGAAGUUCAAUAAUGGAAGAAAGGAAAGACAGAAAUGUAAUAAAGAUUAACGCUUGCCAGUUAAAACUGACCUGAACUGUUCUAACCAGCUAACAGUGCAAUGUACGUUUAUUAGAAAGUUAAGUCCUGGUAAGUUCAGUCGGACAUAGAAUCAUAGAAUCAUCGAAUCAUAGAGUUGGAAGAGACCACAAGGGCCAUCGAGUCCAACCCCCUGCCAAGCAGGAAGCACCAUCAGAGCACUCCUGACAUAUGGUUGUCAAGCCUCUGCUUAAAGACCUCCAAAGGAGGAGACUCCACCACACUCCUUGGAAGCAAAUUCCACUGUCGAACAGCUCUUACUGUCAGGAAGUUCUUCCUAAUGUUUAGGUGGAAUCUUCUUUCUUGUAGUUUGGAUCCAUUGCUCCGUGUCCGCUUCUCUGGAGCAGCAGAAAACAACCUUUCUCCCUCCUCUAUGUGACAUCCUUUUAUAUAUUUGAACAUGGCUAUCAUAUCACCCCUUAACCCAACAUGCCCAGCUCCCUUAGCCGUUCCUCAUAAGGCAUCGUUUCCAGGCCUUUGACCAUUUUGGUUGCCCUCCUUUGGACACGUUCCAGUUUGUCAGUGUCCUUCUUGAACUUACCCCCAGGAAAGUCUACAUAGGAUUGCAGCCAGUGGAACAUACUUUUAAGUAUGCUUAGUUUCAUUGUAUAGUGUUAGAUGAUGGGUUGCAAUGGUUUCUUAGGCUUGCAGCCCUGUAUUUUAAAAUAUUUUGGGGGUAUUGGUAGCUAGAGAUGCUCCCCAAAUUAUUAUGUACUUUGCUUUUGUUGGGGGACUGUGUUAACCUCAUUACCGGAAAAGAAAACUCUGCAAUAAAUUUCACCUUUAGUAGAGCUUGCUUGGCAAUUACAUUUUUUGUGCUUUUCUUUUUUUAAUUGAAGCAAUUUGCUCUGCAGCUGCCAAUGAGAUUAAUCUCCUCCUGCCUCUUUGCAGUAGGGAGGUGCUGGUCUUCAGGGACACAGCUUGUUGUUGAAGACAGAGCAUCUAUUGGGACAAGGGUUCUGAUGGACCAAAACUGAGUGAUGAAACGAUGCAUUUUCAUGGUCUUAAAACACUUUAUAAACAGUGUGGCUGGAUUCAUUGCACACCAAAGCAAUGAUAUCUGCAGCUUAGCAUUUGGGUUUUGUUUUGUUGGAGGACAAUAAAAGGGUGGCUUAAGAGCCAGAACUUGAAAGUGUGGGUAGGUGACUUCCACAUUUUGCUAGACAGCUCGUGGCUUAAAAUGUAGUUGAGAGAAGGAUUGUGAAAAAAUAAGGACCAGUUGUUUCCAGGGCUAAAAGCAACUAUUGCUGUUUUGAUGCCACAGUGACUGUUGAGCUUAUACUGCCAAGCCUACCAAUCUAAGUUGCUUUUUAGAGACAGGAGGAAAAACAACAGCCAGAAAAUAAAGCCCCAAGAGGACACAUCAAGCUUUCCAAUAAAGUAGAAUAUGCAGUGCGGGUCCAUUUAUAAUAAGCACAACAUACAAUAAGGCCUACAAAUGCAUAAAUGUUCUUGUAACAUACUGCAAUGAACGCACACAUCCGUGAACUACUUUCAGUAAAGUAACUCAGCAAUACAUUUGCUGGCUUUUAACACAUAUUAGAAGAAAUGGUUCACUCAUGUUUAUACUUAAAUCAAGAUGCUGGGCCUAGUCAGUGGGUUAGAUCUUGACCUUCCCAAAGCCCAAUGGGCAAUUUUAACUGGUGGGCGGAGUCAUCUGUCACCUGUUCCUUUUCCUUUUCCUGGGUGGCUUGAAACAAACCAUGCGUGUCAAAGGCAUGGGGAUUUUCAGGUGCUGCUGAUCAAUAGUAAAAUCAGCUUUUGGGAGGGAGGCACAUGUCACGUAUGACAUCAAGGACAUGGCUUGGGGGAAAUGGCCAAAAUAAGCCUGUGGGACUGAGGAUCCCCACCACUGACUUAAAACAAUGAGAACCAGAAACUUGCCUUGCUACUCCCGAGAAAGGACAAAAAACCCGCGAAACUCAUUGAUGAGGAUUCUGAACAUAUGACCAUGCACUGCCCAUCACAUAAAGCUUUUGCUCACCAGUUUCACCUUUCGAAGUGUGAACUUGUACUCCACAUUUGCACUUCAUUCAUGUGGUUUGUUUGUAUAUAUCAUUUUCCACAGAUCUGUACUCAAAGUGGUUUACAAAAAAAAAAGUCAAAAUACAACACCAUGAUAAACAUAAUGUGUAAUUAAAUGUAUAAUAUCACAAUAUCCCUAACUGUUCAACAAGUAACAGUUCGCUUAAAAUAUAAAAGGAAAUGUACGCCGACAUAAAGUUUACCAGCACACCAAUUAAUUUCCCAUAGUUGCCCAAAACUUUAUUACAUUCAUGUGGCAGACACAGUUCUCCCCCUCCCCACAUUAUCCUGACAACAACUCUGUGCAGUAUGGUUAGGCUGAGAGGGAGUGACUGGCCCAAGAUCACCUGUGUGUGGAGAUUUGAACCAGGGUCUCCCAGGUUCCUUGUCACCAUUCUAGCCCCUAAUGCCAUGGCAGUAGUAACUAGCAAGUAAUGGCAGCCACUAGUAGCAAUGAUGGUAGUAACUAGCAACCUACCCCUCAAUUUUAUACCUACUCAAAAGGCUGGAACUCCACUUGGAAGUUUUCCCGCCAGCAGCUCCUGGGACAGGAUCCACCUGUCCAAUGGAUUCUGUCUUUGCUAACUUGCUUUGGGGUUUUGUUUUGUGAUCUUUGUCCACAGGUCUUUCUCCUCCAGCCUAUGCCUUCCAGACAGCUGCCGCCGUGAUCCCAACAGAAGCGGCAUUAUAUCAGUCGCAAGCGCUCUUGCCUCAAACCAGGUCCCAGCAGGCUUCGGCUGCUGUUGCCGCUGCUGCCGCUGCCGCCGCCGCUAGUCCAACUGUUACCUACUACCCAAGUCAGGCUGCUCAACUUUAUAUGAACUACACAGCUUACUACCCCAGGUACUAUCCUGUUUGGGCUGGUAACUUUUCCAGGUAGGGUGAACUUUUUGCACCUGCAUGUGUGAAACAGCCCUUGGACCUACCAUUUUCCUAUCUUUCCAGCCCACCGGUGUCCCCGACCACAGUAGGGUACAUCACAGCACCCCAAGCAGCAGUUGCAGCCGCUGCCUCAGCCACGCACACUCCAAUGCUGCCUCAGCCUGGUGCCCUUGUCCGGAUGCAGGGAUUGCCCUAUAAUGCAGGAAUGAAGGAAAUCCUCAGUUUCUUCCAGGGAUAUCAGGUUAGUCUUGGGUUUCUACCUUUGCUUCACCCUCUGUGUCACCAGGUAGCCUCUCAGCUGAGAGCUGCAGCCGGAACUUCUUGCAUCAUGCAGUUUCCGCAUUUAAUCAAGCGGCUCCUGCGGCAAAACGUUGCAGUGCGGAUCGCUCCUGUUCAGGUUUGGUGAAGGCUAACGGGAAGGAAGUCAAAGCAGGGCCACUGAGAAGGAAGAAUCUUCAUGCUGGGACAAUCCCAACAUUUGCAGAAUUUAAGUUACAAAAUUUGUUUUAAAUGAAGAAGGGACUCCUAAGGGUGCAAAGACAAACAAACCACCAACCAACAAAAAUAGCACAAGAGCUUAGUAUCUUGGUAACCACAGAAUGUUGGGUAUCUGUUGGAAAAGAGGAUUGGGAGUGAAAUGCCUUGUUCUGGAGAAAAUGGCCAGUUUGGAAUCAGGAGUACUCCUUCUAGCUGGAAAGGAUACACUUAAGGAAAGGAUCUUCUUUUAGGUCCCACUUCUUUUAUAAUUGCCAGCAGUUGUUUCCUUUGCCAGUCAUACAUGUAAAUGAAAUGGUGUCCCAUCAACCAUUUAGGGCUAAUUCCAUCUUUAUAUUACCAUCCAAUUUGCAUACAUGAGAAGCCAUUCUUCUAAAGGGGAAAAGAUGAUACAGACAAGGCUUGCAAGUGGACAAAUCUUGCAGAGAGGAAAGAUGAACGCCUUAUAAGACAAAAUUUGCCAUUCAGUUUUCAAAACAUUUGCAUUAAAUGUGGGGGGACUAACAACAACCUUAUGUUGAACUUAUUGGGAACAGCUCUCUUUUAUUUUUAAGUCUAGGGAUGGGGAACCAUUUUCAAACCAAGGGCCAUAUUCCCUUCUGGGCAACCUUCUGGUGACUGCAUGCCAGAGGCAAAAGUGGAUAGAGCAAGAAUGUGGUUUAUUUUUAACCUUUGUUAUGGUUGGCUAGUUUCUCCAUACACUCAGCACAGCCCUCUAUCCUCCAGGUAUGCAAGAGGCAUUGUCAGAGAUCAAGGAAACAUUCUGACCUGGGAGAAUUUCCCCCCAGGCCUGAGAUUUCCCACCCCUGUUUUAUUCUAUCCAGAUGCUUUUGAUCAAUUCAAAGUUGCAGCUGUAAAAAUGAUAAAAAAUGGGAAUAAUUUAUUAUUUUCAGUGUGCGUUAUUUUCUGUUUUGUUUCCUCCAAACAACCAUUCUUAUGUGAGAAUACUUGUGUGCUUUCAUCAUCCUUCUUUAGGUCCUCAUUCUUGCCAAACAGGUGUUCUUACAAAUUAUAAUCUUCCCCCAAAUCUCCUUAAGCAGCCCUACCCUAUUCAAGGGUCUCUCGAAAAAUGAAUUCCUCCUUAUCUCAUUCUGUAAUCUAUUUCUGAACUCGGCCUGCGCUGCUACACCUAAUUGAAUUAUCUUCUCGCUGUUUGUCAUGCUUAGAACUUAGUGCUGUAUUUGGAGGCAUUGCUGCCAUUGGCCAGUGUGGAUCAGUGUGAGAAUGAUUGAUUGAAUCGGGUUGGGAUGCAGGGGAGGUUAUUUAAAGGGUGUUGCCCUGACAGUUUGAAAGUGUGACAUCUUGCAUAGAAGCUAAAUGACUCUAGAUUACACUGUUCUGCAUUUCUCAAGGGUGCUGUCUGGGCCCAUUACAGUGUCACAGUUCUUACUGUGCAGCAUAAGGCAGUUUGUAGCAUGGUGCACAUAGCUGAAACAUAAAUUCUGACUUCCCACUGCAGUAGUAUUGAAGCUUGCUUCUGUAAGGCUGGUGGAAGGGUUAUAAUAAAUCCUUGCAGCAAAAUAACAUAGAGUCUGUUCUAUUUAUUCACUAGUGAAGAGUGACUGGCAUUGCCCAUGUAUCUUUAGAAACCCAAAAAAAUGUGAUUUUUAAAUGGAUAGUGCAGGUUGUAAAUUUGGACCCAUCACACCAAAAAUUGGGGUGAAGUCACACCAAGGUCACAUUUUGGUCUGCCAUCGUGAUUCAAAAUGGUGGCUGGCAUCCAAAUGCUAAAAAGACUGCCACCCCACCCUGGGAACCCUCAUGUCAAGUUUGGCAAUGGUAUAAUGAGAAGAGCUGAACCCAUGCCAAAAAAAAUACAUGAAAUCAUGGCUGAAUUGCAUUUUGGUCCACCAUCUUGUUUCAAAAUGACACCUGGUGAAGGUGUCUUCCUCAUGUCUUCUCAUGAAUAAACAAGUGCUUAAAGAGAGCUAUCCACUUCCACAUAUAUGUGCAUAUUUUUCCAACCUAUACUGAGCUUUAGUACUGCCUCACCUUCCCAGGUGUUAUUGUGUCUGACCCUGCAGCUUUUCCAAUAGGACAUGAUGACCAGAUAUCAAUGAGAAGCGGAAAGAUUGAGGGGGGCAGUGACACAAAGUGAUGGCAAAUUGCCAGAGGCAUAUGCAUUCUCUGUCUCUCUAGCUCUGGUCCCCACUUAACAGGACAGGAGACCUCAUUGUGGUGGACUUCCUUUUCUUUCAAAUAGAUGCUUGCACAAAGACAUCUUCUCUGCUCUGGGUUUCUUUAGAAACCUAACAUCUUGCACAACUUGUUCUUGAUGCAUUUCAGAAUCAUCUCCUAGUUUAUGGUUUGUCUAUAUGAUUGAGGGCGAGGAGGAGGAGGAGUGGAGAACCUCUUCUGUAUGUUGUUCUUUCUUUGGGUGUGAAACUUGAAGCCUUGGAAAAAUGAACUUUUUUGGGGGGGGAGCGUCUAGUUCUUACAAUUCUAGAGCGGUGUUUCCCAGUUUGCUUCCAAAACCGCUCUGAGAUUUGAUGUCCAAUAUCUGCGAACCAUUCGCAGGUUGUAUUUUGAAAUCAACCUUUUGUCAUCCAAUUAAAUUUUAUUUUGUUGUUUGCUUUCAUCACCCUUAUAAUAUUUAACAGUUGGUGCUUGGCAAUGUUUGACAGAUGACAUGGGGUUGCAUUUUAACACUGGGCCAUUAAUGAGGGUUCAUAGUUUGCUAAAACAUCUGGCGUUAAUUCCAGGGCUUGGUCUGACUGGUCAAGUUGCCCAACUCAGGAACUAGCUCUGCUCUGUAGAUCCAUGGACUAUUUUUUUAAAUGUUUUUAACCUGACUUAAUUAAAGGUGUGUUUUGUUUGUUUGUUUCUUAUUUGUCACAAUCGAAGAAUACAUUUUAUAGUUUUCCCAGGACACUCUGGGCUUGUAACACAGUAUGCCUUGCUGUUGCUUAACCCAGCUUUAUAGAUUGGAUCUCUGACAGUUGCAGCUUUUGUAAAGAGGCUUAUGGGUGACUUUAAAAACAUAAGUGCCACCUGGAAUGUGAUCUAAAGGUGCCCAAGCAUUAGCUAGACUUCUGAUGGUGUCCUGUAGGUUGCGCCAUGCUUUUGCUUACAUAGAUUCUGGCACCUCAGGUGGAUGCCUCCAGGGCAUGGGGACAAGGGGCUUUCCAAUGAAACAAAGGGCCUGAGAAUGUACGCUGCUCUUUGGCAUCCCCAUUCAAAACAUUGUGCUGGGGCAGACCCUUGCUUCUGACAUCCUGGAGAAAGGCAGCCAACAUAGCUUAUUGGGUAGAAUAGCACUUGCUUUGCAUGCAGAAAGUCCCAGGUUCAAUCCCUUGUUUCUCCAGUUGAAAGGAUCAGGUAGCAGGUGAAGGUUAAAACCCUUCUCUGUACAAAAUACUGGAGCUGGAAAAGAGUGGAUGACACUGAGCUAGAUGGACCCAGUGCCUGACUUGUAUCUUCCCCUGACAAUUGUAGCCAUGACUCCUCCCCACCCCUUUCCUAAUGACAUUUGCAAGUGCUGGUCUGUGUGGCUUGCUGGUAACAAGAUGACCUGCCCCUUCUCUUGCUGACCUUAUGUAUCACACUUGUACUGUAGUAUGCACCUGACGACUACAAUGGCCUUAUUCAGAUCAACGACCAAGCAAGGAGUGUGUUACAAGCACCGAAAGACUGGGUUUGUUUGUAAGUGUUUGUAACCUCCAGUGAAGGUAAGCUCAGAUUGGCAGAAGGUGGAGCCUUUUGGUGGUGAUUGGAAAAAGGGCAAAGUGAUCGGCUGGGAGUGGUGGGAAAUUGGUUUUUUUCCUCCUUGCAUCCUCCCUUCCUAGCUUGUGGUGGGGACUCUGCUCACUAACAUUCCCUUGCUUCGGCGCCUGGCAUGAAUCAACUAACCUAAUGGUGGCAGCGAUGCUGGAGACCUCUGGAGGAGAAAGGGAAUGCUGGCAAUUAUUCUGCUUGGCAUUCUCUCUCCACUCCGUAAGGGUUCUCUUGUUUUAAGCUAACAUGAUCAUAUUGAAUGUUUUCUGGCAUAUAUGCAUGUAACAGGAUCUUUCUGCUGUUGGAUGUAAGGCAAUGAAGGCAAAAUGUAGUCACUUGGGGCACUGAAGGGCAAGUUUCAAUGGUCAUGACCAGUUCUUCCAAUUUACCAUGCUUUGUGGUUAUAUGUAGAGCAGGAGAAGGGGGCACCUGUGACCCUCUGGUUGUCACUAGACUCCGGCUCCCAUCAUCCAAGACCACUGGCUGUGUGGGCUGGUGCUGAUGGGAGUUAAAGUCCUGCAACAUAUGGAGGGCAACAAGUUCCCCACACGCUUGUCCGAAGCACACAGCGUUGAUCUCUCUUCCCUCUUCUAAAAUGCUGAGACUGCAUCAUUCCAAGGGAAUAAGGAAGCACCAAGUUCCUUUGAUGAUGCAGCCAGUACUACAGCUGGCAGGUGUGAGGCCAAUCCUCAGGGGAAGUGCUGGGUGCCUGGGAGGCAGUAUUACUAGGUUGCAUUAUUGACAACUUUGGAAGGAAGAUGCCAGCCCUUUGUUCUGGGAGCUCAUUUUGAGAAAACACAUACUGGUUUAAGUCUGCCUCCAAUUUACACAUGAACACACACAUACUGAGCUAAGGGAACUCAUAUGAACGAUGCAUGUAACUGCAAAAAAACCAACCCUGGGUAUUUUCUUCAUUUCCCCCCAAUAUGCUGCCUGCCUGUGCAAGGAGAUAGAUCUUUCACCCCUGUAUGGGGGAAUAUUUUGUCAUGAGAAUCUCCAAAGCAGCAUGUGAGCACUAAAGCCCCAACACAAUUUGACCUACCCCAGUGGGAACUAGUCCAAAGAAGCACACAGGAAAUCUGUUGAUAAGGAUUAACAUUAACUGGUAUAUGCUUUACAUAUAGUUUGAGUUUCAUUUGGCAUCACUCUCCUCCAGAAAGACUGUGUUGCCUGAAACACCUGGGGAUUUUUAAUGCUGCAGAUGUCAUUUUAUCACCUUAUUGCUGAGGAGCACAUCCUCCAGCCAACCAUGUGCAUUACACCUCCUGUUCAGAUCCCGCAGACAUAAUAUGGCAACCAGUGUGGGUUGUGGCCUCUGCUAAAUGUGAGGGUUCUGGGACUGGAUAACACACAUGUAUCAGAUUUCAUUCUCCAGUAACAUCAAGUAACCACUUGUGUGGACAAACCCAUAUUUUGCUACUGUAUUGUUCAAACUCGUAGGUAUGAGCCUGUGUGUCAAAUCUCAAUGUAGGCAUUUGUUUGCUUGUUUUAAGUUGACCUUGUUGAGUGUGUGUACAUGUGCUAAAGAAAGAUGUGAUGUCCAGGCCAGAACGUCAGGCUAGUGUUAAUUAACAUACCUGAGCACCAUCAUUGUAGGACUAUAUCCAUCUUUUUUCUUUUUCUCCUCUCCAAUUUAAUGGUGGUCUACCUUCGGUGGUGCCUUUCCACACUGACUAAUUUUGCCAAGUAACUGUGCACAUUUUAGGAUAUGUGCUCAGGGGGAGCAUGUGGCUCUCCUGAUGUAGCUGGAUUCUAGCUCUUAUAAUCCCUGGCUGUGAUUCAUGCUAGCUGGGGAUAAUGGGAGUUGUUGUCCAGCACCACCUGAAGUCCCCCACCCCUGUUGCAGAGCCCUGAGGCAUGUUUUAGAAUGCACAGAUAGCCCACAAGUAGGUAGGCCUAUUUUGAAGCACGUCAUCUAGAACUCUCCUACAUCUGCAUAUGGCAAGAGGAAGCUCAGUAAUGUGGCCAGGAUGCUUUUCAGGGAAAUGUGUUUACCAUAACCAACCUUCCCAUUAAGUAGCUUUUAGUAAGCUUCAAUAUAUGUACAUACACACACACGUGCACACACCAGGGUUCCCUGGAACAUACUUUGAAAAUCUCUACAACCAUGUCCUAGCCCUUUGCUUUAGGACACUGUGGUUGUAUUCAAUUAAGCCCUAACGCAGAGCAAAUUAGAGUAUUGCUGUAACCUAUUGUAGUUAGACAUGCUCAUUAGUUUCAAUGAGUCUACUCUGAGUAUGACUGCUGUUGAAUACCACCCGGGUAUUUCAAUCCAAGCUCAGUCUUGGGCACUGAAAAGACUGAAACUAAUGGGCAGGAGCAACUACUCAUUAGAGAUGGGGCUUUCUUCCUCUCCCUUUCCCUCCCUCCCCAGCUUCAGGUUCUGCCUUCUCUGGACUAGGAAGGGCCUGUGUUUCAUGGCUAAGGACUGUGUGGUACUUUGUACAUGAGAACUCUUGCUGGAGUUAUCAGCACUGACAGUGGGUUCAAAGGAAAGCCUUUCUCCAGGAGAGCUGGUGGGAUGGUUCCUUCCUAGCACCCCAGGUUCCCCCUCUGUUUUUGUGUGCAUAAUAGUUAUUUCUCUUGAGGUAUUAUCUCUUGACACCUGGCACAUUCAUGUGUGUCUGCCCAUGCACAUUUUAAUCUUUUACUGAUUAGUUUCACAUAAGGAAGGUCAGGAAAUCUUCUGGAGAAAGCCACUCAUGAUAAAGAGAAUAGGCAUUUAAUCUCAGAUUGAAGUCCUAGGUUCUGGCCACUGUGCAUUUCAGGUGGGUCUUCUCGCCUCAAGGAUAUUGUAGAGUUGGAAAAGGUUCAGAAAAGGGCAACCAGAAUUAUCAGUGGGAUGGAACAACUCCUCUGUGAGCAUUUGGACCUUUUGAGUAUAGAGAAAAAGGGUAAGAGGAUACAUGGAGAAAGUGGGUGGAGGAAGGUUUUUCUCCCACAUAACAUUAGAACUCAUGGAAAAUUCAGGGCAGACAAACAGAAGUAUUUAAUCCAGACUGCACAUAGUGAAACUAUGAAAUUCAUUGCCACUGGAUGCAGUGAUGGCCACCAACUUGGAUGGCUUUAAAAGAGGAUUAGCCACAUUCAUGCAGGAUAAGGCACUGUUCUGCCUCCACUGUCAGAGGCAUCGUGCCUCUGAAUACCAGUUACUGGGAAUCACAAGUGUGCCAGAGUGCUGUUGAGCUCAUGUCCAGCUUGCAGUUGUCCCAUGGACAUCUGUGAGGACAGGGUGUUGGACUAGAUGAGCCACUGCCCUGAAAAGCAGAGGCCUACUACCAGUGAGCACUGUAUUAUCCCAUAUGAAAAAGGAUUUACUGCCCUUCAUGAGCAUAACAUCAGGUUGGUCUCUAGCUGUUUUUCAGCUGCAACCAGCAUGGUUUAUGGUCAGGGAUGAUGGAGCUGUAGCCCAGCAGCAGCUGGAGAGCCACAGGCUCACAAUCCCUGGACAAGGCAGUCUGACUUAGCAUAAAUCAUAUUGGGGAAGGGCUGUAACUCAGCAGCAGAGCAUUUGCUCUGCAUACAGAAGGUCCCAGGUUCCACUCCCAACAUUUCUAGGUGGAGCUGUGAAAGACCUUGGCCUGAAAUCCCAGGGAAUGGCUUCCAGGCAUUGUAGACGAUACAAAAUGGUCUGACUCUGUAUAAGGCAGCUUCCUAGGUUUCUCUGUUCUGUUCUUGAGAAUAGCAUCGGUACAGCCACUCGUUUCCCAUUGACUGCUCUCCUCUUCUUCCCCAAUGGAGUCCAGUCACAAUUGCCAAGAUGUCAGUGUGGUGUAGUGGUUAAGAGCAGUAGACUCGUAAUCUGGUGAACCGGGUUUGCGUCUCCACUCCUCCACAUGCAGCUGCUGGGUGACCUUGGGCUUGUCACACUUCUUUGAAGUCUCUCAGCCCCACUCACCUCACAGAGUGUUUGUUGUGGGGGAGGAAGGGAAAGGAGAAUGUUAGCUGCUUUGAGACUCCUUCGGGUAGUGAUAAAGUGGGAUAUCAAAUCCAAACACUUCUUCUAUAAUCCCCAGGAGCUGUGACAACUGCUUUCGGUGAGGGUUGGGGUUGCAAGGUGCUGUGUUGGAACUUGGCUCUCCAGGGGUGGUCCUUCUCUCUCCUCCUCCCCUCCUCAACCUCUUAGGGUCCAAGCCUUCCUGCUCUGACCCUUCUGCUCCAUCCUUGCAGCUCCAUGGAGACUCCAUCCUCCUGCUUUACAACUUCAGUGGUCAGCCCAGCGGAGAAGCCCUGGUCACUUUCCCCAGCCUGGACUCAGCAAAGAAAGCCGUGGCCGAGAGAAGUGGAUGCCACUUGGGAAGACACUGUGUGGAACUCUGCCUGAUCUAACUGAGGCUGGACCUUCUGUGGGGUGGGCAAGAGUGAGGACAAUCCCUGCUCAAAAUUCACCCCUUUCUUUAAAAACACCGUCUUCCCUCACUCAAAACUGCCUUCUCCUCCUGAUGUGCCUGGGAAACAAUCCUCGCAAGUGUCUUCAACUGAGUGGGACAGAAAUACACCUCCCUCCCCCCCCAAAAAAAAUAGUGCUAAGAUGUUUGAUUUCAGCAGCGUUGCCAUGAAAAUCCCCCACCCCCCACUUAAUUUGGAGAUAAAUCUGUAGCACUUCACCAGUUGUAACCACAACAGAUGUAUUUUUAAUUUAACUUUAUUUCUGUGUAUCAGUUUGGAGAGGAAACUGAAGCCUGUAGAAUUCUUCAAAUUUUCAUUUCAUUUUGAAUCCAAACUUGCCAAAAGUUUUGUUGUUGUUGCUGUUGCUGUUGUUGGCGGCAGGGAGGGGUGGGGGUUGCCCUUGCCUUGAAAGUUGGCUAGUGGAAGCCUGUUUUCCUGAAAUGUGGCUGGGCAAAAAACAACUUCUUUGUUUGAAUGUUUUAUUGUUCCUUUUACUCCACUAGAGAAUAACUUGGAAAGCUGCAUCCAAAUGAAAUUGCAGAAAAAGCUUUUUAGUUUCUUUUUUUAAAAAAUAAAAGUGAAAUGUAUCAUUUUGUUGGGUAUGACACAAAUAAGUAAAUGAAAUAAAGCCAUAUCUGUCUCCUAACAUUCAAGCUGCCAACCUGUAAACCAAACGAAGAAAGAUCCAGAACUUCAAAGAAUUUCACUAGGACAAGAAUGGCACAUAAACAUUGAGGACUAGUAAAUUAUAUUUUGUUUUAUUUAAGCAUCAUAGCUCUCAGAUAUUGUAUAAAGCAUAUUUUGCUUUAGUUUAUGUGCAUGCCAUUUGUUUACAACAUUAUUCUUUAUUUGUAUAUUAUGAAGCAACCAGAGAAGUUGAAAUCUCACCCUAAUUAGUGCAUGACUCUUUUUUUAUGUGAGUAUGUAUAUAUGUGUUCAAAGAAUAUAGUUUUAUGUUGCGUAGUGUGUGCUGAAACAUCUACUGUAGAAGCACUAAAUGAUUUUGUUUUUACCGUGCCUUGAUCCAGGACUUUUCUCAAAAUGUGCAAUAACAGCAGAAGAAACCAGAAGGAGCCCAUUUUUGCAAGAGGCUCUUAGGUACCUGAGUAUGCAGUCUAGUCUUACUUUCUUUUUGCUAAGAGCAUACGACUUGGAGUAGUACUUAAAGGAGAGAAUCAGCCUCUCCCUCCCAUGUCAGAUGAUGGUGUAUGCUUCUUUAUAUAAUAAACAAAUAAAAAGAUGCUUGCAGGAAAAAACAACAACCCUG
This is a messenger RNA of Podarcis lilfordi (Lilford's wall lizard), 50802 nucleotides long. The record is from the annotation of a GenBank genome assembly. Lineage: Eukaryota; Metazoa; Chordata; Lepidosauria; Squamata; Lacertidae.